AAAUUGCCAUUGCAGGAUGGCAUUCCACUAUAAAUUCAUUGUUCCACCUCCUCUCAUCUUCACAGCUCUCGCUCUUCUCCUCUUGUUCACAUCGGCGGACUGGGGAUAACGCCGCCGCCGCCGCCACCAAACACCCAUUAAACUCGGAGAGGGAGGAGGGGGAACCUUGAGAAUCUGGGACCUUUCUCCCACCCCCUGACCGGCAAGGGAGGGCUUGUUUUCUCCUACCUCUCUCCCUCUCACACACAUUCAUUCACUCACUCACUCACUCUUUCUGCCGUCCGCCUCUCCAAACCAACUCAUCAACCCCAAAAACAAGGGGACGGAGGAAGCCGGCGAGACCCUCGGAGCUGUGCCAGAGCCGACCUCGCUCCCGUCGGAUGACUCGGUGGCCGAGAGAGCGAGCGAGAGCGAGCGAGGCGCCAAGUCCCAACUUCGCCGAUGCCUCCUGGCUGCUGCGAGAGCCGUGUCUCCCUCCCACCGAUGCGCUCUUGACUCGUCCGGCGAAGACUUCUCCAGCCUUUUGUUUUCCACCAGCCUGUCCCGUUCGCGCCCCGAUCUGCCCGAUCUCCCGCCCGGAUCGCCGACCCGGCAAUCGAUUAUCCGUCUGCUGCUGCUGCGGAGCCCACCAUGCUGCUGAAGUUGCCCUGCCCUCCGCUGCCGGCGCUGCUGCUGCUUGCAAGCUUGCAAGCGGCUGCCUCGGCCGCCGGAGUUUCCCCGGCAACUUCAGCACCUGCCUAUGAUAAAGCUGUGCAGCUCUCCAAAGCAGCAGCAGCAGCAGCGCCGCCGCCGCCGCCGGGCGCUGCGCCCCCCUUCUUCGUCCCGGAGCAGCAGCAGCCACGCGGGUCCAGCGGCCUCGUGGAGCGCGUGGACCAGACGUACUCGGGGGGCGGCAAGGUGGGCUACGUCCUGUACGCCGGCGGGCAGCGCUUCCUGUUGGACCUGGAGAAGGACGCGCUGCUGGGCUCCGCGGAGCAGCUGCUCCAGGGCAAGGGGCGCUGCUACUACCGCGGAACCGUGGACGGCAGCGCGCAGUCCUUGGCCGUCUUCGACCUUUGCGGCGGCUUGGACGGCUACUUCGCGGUCAAGCACGCCCGCUACACCGUGAAGCCGCUGCGUCUGGCAGACGAUGGCGGGGAAGGGGCCGAGGAGGAGGAGAAGCCCGCCCGGGAGCGCAUCUACGACGGGGAGUCCGCGCGGGUGGCGCACCUCUUCUCCAAGGAGCACUUCAGCUUCCAAACGGUGCCUUCUCGGCCCAGCUGCGAGACGCGCGGCUCGCCCAAGGUGCCCUUUCUGGAACAGAAGAAGCUGGGCCUGCGGCAGGAGGAGACGGAUUUCACCACCAGGGCGGCGCUGUCGAGAAACUUCUCCCCGCCGGCCGGCCCCAGAAACAGAAAGCGGCGCUCCAUCUCGCGGGCCAGGCAGGUGGAGCUGCUGCUGGUGGCCGACGACUCCAUGGCCAAGAAGUACGGCAAGGGUCUCCAUCACUACCUGUUGACCUUGGCCACCAUUGCCUCCCGCCUCUAUGGACAUGCCAGUAUUGAGAACCACAUCCGCCUGGCGGUGGUGAAGGUGGUGGUGCUGGGGGACAAGGAGAAGGGCUUGGAGGUGAACAAGAACGCGGCCACCACCCUCAAGAACUUCUGCAAGUGGCAGCACCAGCACAACCAACUGGACGACCAGCACGAGGAACAUUAUGACGCUGCCAUCCUCUUCACCCGUGAGGUAGGUUUGGGAGGAGGCCGUGGCUGAGGGAUCCCGCUCAGGCCUCCGCCAGCCUUGCGGAGCUGGGUUCAUCACCCUCAGCUUCAUUCUUCUGCUUCACCGCAGGUGUGUUGGACUUGAUGACCCAAGAGGUCCUCUCUUGGGCUUUAUGAAUGUAUGUGAUUGUAUUGCUGCUGUCUUUUUCUUUCUUUCUUUUAAAAUUCAUCUCUGGUUGUAAAUGUCCAAAGGUUUCGUAGCUACUGUCUUAAGAAUCCAAAGUGCUACUGAAAACACUCAUUUGCCAUUGGGUUCAAUAUCACUAAUGCUAGGGUGGUGUCACAUCAGGUUUAGUAGAUACUUGAGGUUCCAGUAAUAAUUCCAAGCAUCUGCUGGGAGCCUGAGUGAAAGGGGAGAUGAUAGAUAGAUAGAUAGAUACACACACAUAUGGAUAGGGAAGCCCAGGGUGCUUCCACACAGCAGCUUAUUGUUGACUCGGUGUUGCUGCUGUGCCCAAGUUCUGCACAGCAUUCAUGUGAUGUCCUCAUCAAAAGGUAGUCCCCUGUUAUUUUCCCAUUUAUUGUAGGCUUACUGUUCCUGCAGAAAACUAAAGUUUUGCUUGUUUUUUUUGUUUUUAAAUCAUUGGAAAUGGUCACUCUGGAUUCAGUGUGGAAGGGGGAGGAUAGGUUGGCAAUUUGAUGAGAAUAUCACAUGUGCAAAAGUUGCAUGCAUGAGCAGCGCUGGGUCCACAAUGAACUGCUGUGUGGAAGCGCCCUUGUUUCCAAACAAAAUAACAAGCAAUUGGGUCAUGUGUCCAUUUGAGAUGCAUCAUCCUCCUGCACUCAUUGCACUAACCAUGAGAUGUUUCUCCAUCUGGUGCACAGAUUGGAAGUAGAACUGUUGGAGCUCUGUAUGCUGAUGGUGAAGAACUGAUGCAAUUUAUGUUGUAGCAAAAACAGGAUCUUAAACAGGUGUUUGUAAACACAGUUGCCAACCAGAGGUUUUUUGAAAUUAUCAGGUCAUUGGUCCAUCUAGUUCAGUACUGUCUACACCGACUGGCAGCUUCAGGGUUUCAUACAGGGGUCAAUUCCCAGUCCAAUGAGGAGGUGCUGGGAACUGAACCUGGGACCAUUUGCAUGCAAAGCCUGUGCUCUAACCACUGAGCUAUGACCUAUCACACCAGUUAUGAUCUUUAAAUCCUGUCCAGUGAGCAGAAACUUGCCUUCUGCCUCUUCUGUGCCAAAGACAUCCCUGACACCUGGUAGUGCAGAGAGAAAGUAUGUGCAUUGCUCAUCUUUCAACAAGCUCUUCCAAGAUUCAUGUCCUCAUUCCACCUACAACCUGUUAACUUUCUCAUAAGGCUGUCGUGUCCAUAAUUUGCAUAGAAUAACCAUUAGGAGGUUCUUAUUAUAGGAGAGCAAGCUGUUAGGAUUUUAAGAAAUAAAUAAAAGUAAGUUUUUUUCUAUUGAUGUUGCUCCUGAACAGCAAUGUAUAGCCCUCUAUUAAGAUGACGCAACACAUGUUCUAGCCAAACUUAUACCCAGUGCUGAAGCUCACCUAAAUUUUCUGUUGGGUGGUGGUGGAAAUGAACCCAUUUAAGUAAUAAGAUAAGGCACUGGUAGGCUUGCUAAUCUUUUGGUGUAUCUACCAGAUGAGAAGAAGAACUAUGAACACCUCUGGCUCAAAUCCCAGUCUGACUCUGUUGAGAUUAAAGGGAAAGGAAAAUGUGUGAGGUGGCCUCAGGGAGCUCACAACUUCCUUGCUUAGUUGCUGGUAAUUUAACAUGGCAUUUCCAGCAUGAAAAGAAAGUAGCAAUAAAACCGGAGAGGCGCAACAUGUGUGGCUCAAGAGAGGGGAACGUAAAUUCAAACCACAUGUAAACAUAGCUGCAGAAAAGUGGUGCACCAAGGUAGGCGAGGGGUGGGGCUCUAAUGCCUCAUUAUCCACAGCGUGGAAAUUGGUCUCCUAAUCUGUUAGAAUUCUGAACUGGCAAGGGUUCUCCAUACAGCUUUCUGGAUGAGUGCUGAGUGAUAAUCCAGCAGCAUUGGCUGAACUAGUUAAGGGGAGUGGUUCCAGAGGAACAUGUGACACUGUUUAUGCAGCAGAACUUUUCAACAUGAAUGUCCCCUUCAGCAUGUUCUUCCGCUUUUCCUUCUUUAAUUCAGAAAAACACAUAACUUUCCAUUAGAGUUCCCUUCCUCCGCUACAUCACAAGAGUGCCAGGAAAAAGAGAGGCUUGGGAUAGUUUGUGGAAUGAGUUACUCCAGUGAAGGAGUAAGGAGAGAGACAGAAAAAGCCCUCGUAUGUUUAUUUAUUCCUCCAAAUACUUGAAAUAUUAUGGUGUUCCUGUCGUGCUGCACUUGUGCUGUAUGUUCUCUCUGUUGAUGUCCAAAGCCAUUUGUUUUCAACCAUGAACUCAGGAGUCUCCUGAGUUCAACCCAGAUUUUUAUCAACACAAACAAAAUCUGACAUGCUUUUCUAGGCUCCUUUGAGACUAGCUUCCCUCAAUCUGAUUCUGCAGUUUAUAUAAGCAAGGCGUUUAAUGGUCCACCUGAUUUUAGAAAAUUGCUUUGGAGAGAACAGAGCUUGACAACUUGCAUUUUUCUCAGUACAGUCACACACAUAUGCAUGCACUAGAGUUUCCCAGGGAAAGGGAUCUAGCAAGGUGGCAACUCAGUACUCUUAAGACAAGUUUUUAAUUACUGCACAUCAGGUAUGACCAAUGUAGUGUCCUCCUGAUACUUAGCAGUAGCUUUUAGGAGCAGUCCAUAUUACCAAAGUGGGAUGAUCCACUUCAGAUAUAUAACCAAUUCAAAUAGACAUAUAGAUAGACAGCCAUUAUACCUUCAGAACAUGAACUGGAUGUGCACAUGGUGGAAUAGUCAUAUGAAAUUGCCAUCUAGAGCACAAAUCCUUUGUGUAUAAAAUCAACAAAGAGCGUUGUGGCACCUUAAAGGUUAACACAUGCCAUCAGCUUUCUUUCUUGGACUAGAAUCCACUUUCUCUUCUGAUGAAGUGGACUCUAGGCCAUAAAAUCUUACAUUGUAAUAAAUGUGUUUGGUGCCACAGCAAUCUUUUUGGUUUUUACUGCAACAGACCUUUACAGCUACUCUUCUGGAAGUUUUGUGCAGAUAUUAUCACAUGGAUCACGGUGCACAAGCUAGCUGACCCACACAAGUUGUUUGUCAUUUUUUUUGUUCAGUACUUGAAGAAGGGUAGAAAUGUACUGCUGACUUAUUGAUUUGUGUUGUAAUACACCAACUUGUAAUGAAGAAGUUGUGUGGGCCUUUCAUUGGGUAUCUACUGUGAUGCUCAACCCUUACUCAACCUUACUCAUUCUCUCACUUAAUCAUUUUGAAAACUUUGGAAUGAGAUGGUUAAGUUGCAGGUUGGAGGUACAUCAAAACAAUGUAGAGGCACAUUAUGUAGAAGAAACAAGGACCAUACAUUUUGCCCAUGUGAGUUUUGCCUUGUCCCAUUGACAUUUCUUUUGAGCAUUAACAAGGGAUGCAGAUUUUGCAACAAAGUUAAUGGCCAAACAUAGCUUUCCUUGUCUAUGCUGUCCUUGCAAGGAGUAACUGAAACACGAGAACCGUCACAUCUUCAGCUCUGUUAUCUCAGAUUAUAUAAGAUGAUGUCUAAAUCUGGCAUUUUCAGUUCAUUGGAGAUACAUCUGAAUUGAUUUUCCUCAAUUAAAAAAACAAUCUAGGGAAGAAAGAGAGGUGUCCAGGAAUGAAUAAAUGUACAUAGGUCUUCAUCUAAUGGCAUUUGAAGUGAAUGAUUCACUGUUCACAUUUGCAGACUGUAAACAUGAAAAAGAGUUAAAAGGUAAAAGUGUCAGAGGAGAAACAUCUCACAGGGCACAGGGCUUUUUCAAGCCUACUGGUGUUUUUUGUGGAGGUUUUUUUUUACCCAUUUUUGUUUUUUCAACAAGACGAGAAGUAGCAGCAAUUGGCAUGAGUGUUUAACUUUUACAACUCUGUUUUGAAAGUAUGAAGUCAGUUGCUUAGCAACUAGACGCUUAGCCACAGUACCAUGUUUUGAUGGGCUCCGAAUGCUGCUCUGUUAAGUUUUUGUAUACCCAGAUGCCUUCUUCUAAAUUGCUUGUUUUUCGGUUGUGGAUCAAAUGUGUGAGGUACACUUUCCAUCCCUGUUUAUUAUUCAAGGCCACUUUGAACUUCAGUAGACUAAUAUUUGCAUAUCAUCUAUCAAAUGAACCCACCACAAUUAGAAUUAGGGAGCAAUUCAAUUCAAUUCAUGUUUAAAGGCAAAUCUAUCAAAUGGAAAAGCAGGCAUUGUUUGAAAUUUGUGCUGAAUUUGUAGUUCUCCAACCAAUGUUUACGAAAAUGCAUAUUUUAGAGGAAAGUGUGCAGAAAAUGGGUAAUAUAGAAAUAAUAAUAUAGGGGAAAUUGUUUGCAGAAAUCAGUCAAAACUGCAUAUAACAGUAAGCUUAUUAGCAGAAAUUGUCAUGAAAAUGCUGAUGAAUUUUCACAGUGAUUUUUUUAAAAUCACAAAUUGCUCCAGAAAUGUGGAGAACUGAAUUUAAGACUGGAAAAACAACAAACCAAGAUAACCUAAACGGACAGAUCGUUCCAUCCCUAAACACACUAUGCAAACAAUUCUUCAUGCCUAACUUUAUGUUCAUUAAAUAUUCAGAUUGCCGUAGGAUGUGCUCUCGUGUUGUCAAUGGUCUAUAACACGAGUGACUAACAGAUGCCACUGGAAUACAACCUUCAUAAUUCCUGGUUUUGGGGCUGUGUUGACUGGCGGGAGUGGAAGUCCAGCCAUAUCUGGAUGGCCACAAGUUAACCAUCUCUAGUCUUCAGAAAUUCUUGUUUUGAAAGCAUGUAACAUUUGUCAGAAUACAGGCUGUUUUAAAAAUGGAGUUACUAGUUAAACAUGUGUUUUAUUUACUUGUUAUGUAGCAACACUUUUUCUUGUGGCAUUUUUCAUGGUGAACUUUUAAGCAGUGGUUAGAACCCCCCCUCAAACUGGUGAAACUAGUUCACUGAGCCUAAAGGGGGAUGUGCAGUGUGUUUGUUUCACCAAGUUCCACUAGCUCUGUAAUAAAUUUGCUUAGUUAGCUUCAGACUUGACAUGGAUGCCUUUGAACUGCAGAGGAUCAUGCCCUGCUUUCUUCACUCACUUGGCCAUCUAGACUUGAGGGAUUCUGCACUUGCUCUGUAAUAACAGCACAUGCAUGCCCAGAGCAUACCUUGUAAGCUCCCAAGACUGUAUUUCAUGGAAAGAUCUGAAAUAGUAGGUAUACUGACUUUCAUGAAAUCUUGUCUGCUGUUACCAUUCUUCUUAUCAAGGGACUCAUGAUACACUUAGGCUGCAAUCCUUAAUUAGGAUGUAAGCAUCAUCAAGCACAGUGAGGCUUCCUUCUGAGUAAACAUGCAAAGGCUUAUUCUGUUAAGGGGGUUGCUUUGAACACUACUGAAAAUGACUACAAAACUACUAUUACUACCUCUAAAACUCAGCUUUCUAGCAUUUAUUUAGUAUCUGUGUUGAGUAACAUGUGAAGAGUGUUUCUGAGGAUGAUACAAGUGUGUAGAGGAUUCAGAGUCCAACAUUCAGUUACGUAUUCUGCUAAUCUGUCUGCUGGAAUGCUGGCCUAUUUUAUGAGCAUUUCAUAGAUUUGUACAGUUGGAGGAAAACUUUAUUUACCAAAUUUUGACCGCUAACUGUAAAAAUGUCCCAUUUUAAAACUUUUUUUCUAGGAAUUGCAGUGAUUGUGGUCUUGGACCACAUAUAUACCAAGUUUUAGCUUAAUAGUUGUAGAAGAAGUAAUCUAACAAUUUGUCUCUUUGAUGGAGUGAGUGAGCCAAUAAGCCACAUGCAUCUUUUAUUUGCACAAAUACCUGCACAAUAGUUGUUCUUUGUGAAGUCUGAAAAAAAGCAGCUUAUUUUGCUGCAUUCAUUUCAAUAUUUGUUUCAAUUGAUAGCCUGUUCUAACUCAGUACCUUGAGACAGGUUAACAGUAUUGCAGUUGGAAAAGAUGUAGGAAUAGGACCUGAGGUGAAAGUCAAAGCAAGUUAGAGGAACUCUUAACUGCCUUGCUGCUUAUCAGUGAGAGUUUUCAUUCCCCUUCCCACUCCUGUUUGUUCUGUUUUCUUGAUGUUUCCUGUUAACUUCCGCUUUAUAUUUGAGCUUCCGCACAAUGUAAAAGCCACUUCAUGGAAUAUGGCAACCAUUUAACCUAGUAGCCUACAUUGGUCCAAGUAGAGUUGUUAACAGCACCAUACUCAGUUCAGUGGGAUUGCUUCCAAAUUGGUAUUAUAAGACUGAAGAUUGAUGAGACAUGUAAUUUAUUUGGGUUGCGUGGGUAUGUAGUUGGUUAAAAGCCAGAUCUGUUUAAGAACUCCUGCCAAGGGUAAGAUUUUCAAAUGUUCAUGCCCAAGGCAUUCUGCAUGUUAAGUCCAUUUACAUUAGCCAAUAUGUUGAGCAUCAGUCCUGUCUGCCCAUGACUAAUUUGGUGGUUCUGGAAACUAGUUAUUUGCUGUGUUAACACUGCUUAUUGACUCAAACAAUGUUCUCCAGACUGCCUGUCACAAGGCAAACACAUGAUGGAAGAGGGUUCCAGCUGUCUAAACCAACGCCAUUCUUCUCAUUACUUGAGCCUGUUUCAUUGUCACUCUGUAAAAUCCACCAAAUCUAUUUCCGUCAUCACCUGAGAUCAAUUGGAGCAGAAGCUCUGGGAGACAGAAUACAGCAAGCAGUUUGGACUAAGUCCACUUAUAUUAUUUCCCUCUCACCCUUCCCCAAGUCAUGUGAAAACUGAAAGAGAUGUUUCUCACAAAAGACAUAAAAGUAGCCAAGUCUUGAAAGCUGGGUGGUUCAAGAACUGGGUGGUAUAUUCAACGAUAAUGUUAACACGCCUGUCUCAUUAAGAAAAACCACAUAUCAGCCAGAGGUCAUUGCUUUGCCGUUUUCCAUGCAGCACUUGUAUGUGGGAUCCGGUUAAUUAUCAAAGUGAAAGUGGUACUGAAACUUAACAGCAAGUGCUGAAUUAUCCAAGUCCUAUAAAUGCUAAUUAUGUUGAGCAAAAUGCAUGCUUUCUUUGGCACUAGUGACUUUUCCUUAACAAACCACUAUCCUGUGUUUGUAUUCCAGGGGACAGGCUAUAAUACCAAAUGCCAGAAAUAUAGCUAUAGGGGUUCUAAGUAUUUAAAGUCAAUUUUAACUGAGACCCUGCUUGUGCUAAAACGAUUGCAUUUGAUCUUCCUAAAGAAACCUUUCCACUGUCAUUCAGGUAAAUACAGGCUAGCAUGCUUAAAAUACGUCAUUCUACUAUGGUGGUAUAGGAUUAUCUCUAAAAGAAAUUAUUUAGUUGUGCAACAUGUGAACAAACAUAUACUGUAAUACCCUCCUUCCAUCACUACAAGUUACUGUAGGCAUUGCAUGGUGUACUGCACUGAAAACACUGGUUCACUACAGAUGUCCUGCCAAAUAAGGUAACAGGAAGAUUAACUAUGGUUAGGCAUGGCAUCCGAAUUGUCAAACCAUGGUUCAAAGUGGAUUUAUAAACAAUGGUUUGUGCUAUGAUUCACUGUUAUGCUUGAAUUGACAAAUAGUAGUAGCUGCACCUCCAGAGACCACUGUACCAUAGAAACAAAGGGCUGAAGAGACAUACAAAUCAGACAGGUAGCUCUUAGUGGUGGUUCCCUAAGCAUGUGGUACCUAGCACAAAAUGUUGCGGCAUAGUCUGCUCAGUGUUUCAGUCCAUCAGCCAUGCCCUAUUCUAGGAGGUUUCAUUUCCUCCUCCCUGCCUGCUUCUGGGUCAGCCAGCUCCUGUGCCCACUGACAGCUCAGACUCAUGUGCCAUUCGGACUUUGACGCCUGCCUCUUAGACUCUCGUCUCGGGCUGGCUUGGCCUCCCUAGGCAUCUGCCCUCUUGAGCAUGUUGAUGCUUCCUUUUUCUAUGUGGAUAGUAUCAUAUUGACGUCAUAAAGAUAGGCAUUCAGAAAAUGAGUUCGUUAUGGGAAAAUACAAAAUCCCUUAUCUUUAAUUUCCAAAUGUAACUCCUCCCCACCCCAAAAUCCUGACCUCUAAGAGACUGUCAAAUGAGUUACAGAUUUUGUGAUGUCCUGCUCAUUUUUUCCUAAAUCAAUAGUGUCAAGCCUUAAGUUUCCUUAUACAUUGCAACCCUACAUUGCACGCUUCCUGUGCUGUGACUUUGUAUUGAUCCAGCUACUUUGAAGGAAUAUCAGAUAAGUUGAGGCCAACUGCUGGAAUCUUUCUUUUAAAAUGCAUGUGUGAUACAGCGGUGUUUAGUCAAGAGGCCUAGGUAACAUACCCAACUCCCUCAACCAUUCCUCAUAAGGCUUGGUUGCCCCUUUCGGCACACAUUCCGGCUUGUCAAUAUUCUCCUUAAAUUCUACCACCGAGAAUUGUACACAGUACUGCAGAUCCAAGGCAGAAUAGAGUGCGACUUUGCUUCCCUUGAUUGGGACACUAUACUUUUGUUGAUGCAACCUAGAAAAGCAUUAGCUUUUGUUUGUUUGUUUGUUUGUUGUUUUGCUGGAGCAUCACACUGUCGACUAAGACCCCUCAAUCCUUUUCACAUGUACUACUGGUGUCCCCCAUCCGCCUAAGUGUAGAACCUUAUAUUUGUCUCUAUUGAAAUUUAUUUUGUUAGUUUUGGCCCAGCUCUCCAAUCAGUUAAGGACAUAUUGAAUUUCAAUUCAGUCUUCUGCAGCAUUGGCUACCCCUCCCAGUUUGGUGACACCUGCAAAUUCCAUGAGCCUCCCUUCCCCCCACCCCUGUUCUCCAAUGUUCCAACAAAUGCCGGUCUGUAGCUGAGUCUCCAGAUCCAGAACUGAAGCAUCUAGAUGUUAGUCCCACACAGGCCAGGACUUCCUCACUUGGUGGCUGCUUCUGAUGUCUCUCACAGCCCCAGCCCUAGUAGCAGAUGCAACAAUUGUUCACUGUAUGAAUGGCAUCUUGUCUCAUUUGGCCCUUUGUCUCAGACAGCUCUUAGUUGCAAAUAGAUGAAUGGGGGAGAUACUUCAGUGUGAAGCCUUUGGAGGUCUUCAGUGAGAGAGGCACUGCAGUAGGAGUCAUGCCUUUGCCCCUGCACUCUGUCUUUGGCCAAUCUAGUUGCCAGCCACCAUACUGACCAUUUUGGUCAUACUACCAAUCAUAAAAAUUGGUCAUGAAAUUAGCAAAGUAUUCCAGCUUUCAUGAAAUAGCCUGUUUAUUUUCAUGAAAUCCCUCCUAGCAUAAUCCUCUUCACACCUGCUCAAAAGUAAGCACCUUUUAACAAAAGAAAAGAAAAGAAAUUUCAGCGGGAGGCCCAGAAAGUAAUGUAUGUGACUGUAGCCUAGCUUUUAUAUAAAUUACAUUUAAAACAUUAAAUUUGCAUGGUUUGCCAAAUUCCUUCAAGUUGGUGAAUUAGGCAGCAGCAUAGCCAAUGAUGUGAGUUAGUCAUUAGAUUUGCUUUCUUCCUUAACUAGGCAGAGCAUUUUGGAUGUUUCAUGAACUCAGCAAUAUUCUACACAUUUCAUGAAUCGUGCAAAUAUCAAAUUUAGUGGCGUAUAGAAACAUGCACGCACAUCCAUAAAGCAACAGUUGUUAAAGUAGGGUGUCUACAAUGCCCUCUUGCCAGAAUUAUUAGAGUGAGAGGUUAAGCACCUGCGGCUAAGAGUCACUAUGGGAUAGUAACAAUAUAGUAUGUGUGCAUAAUUUUCAUGGAAGUGGUAAAAAGAAUAUUUGAAUAAAACGGAAAUUGUGGAUUUGGGAAAAUAAGGCAUCGUGCUGAUAGGUUUCUUGGAUGGUUUCUUGUAAAAACAGCAGUAUUUUUAUUUUUUGUAUUUUAGGUAAAAAAAUUAAAAUGGAAAGCCACUUACUCUGAUUGGAAUUACUCCUAGGGAGCAUCUGAAUUGUUUUCACAGGUGCUGCUUUUAAUCAAGGGUCUGCCACAUUUACCAGAGUGGUGCAUUUACCAGAGUGGUGCAUGCUCUGGUUAUCUCCCGCUUGGACUACUGCAAUGCGCUCUACGUGGGGCUACCUUUGAAGGUGACGCGGAAACUACAACUAAUCCAGAAUGCGGCAGCUAGACUGGUGACUGGGGGCGGCUGCCGAGACCAUAUAACACCGGUCUUGAAAGACCUACAUUGGCUCCCAGUACGUUUCCGAGCACAAUUCAAAGUGUUGGUGCUGACCUUUAAAGCCCUAAACGGCCUCAGUCCAGUAUACCUGAAGGAGCAUCUCCACCCCCAUCAUUCUGCCCGGACGUUGAGGUCCAGCGCCGAGGGCCUUCUGGCGGUUCCCUCAUUGCGAGAAGCAAAGCUACAGGGAACCAGGCAGAGGGCCUUCUCGGUAGUGACGCCCACCCUGUGGAAUGCCCUCCCACGAGAUGUCAAAGCGAUAAACAACUACCUGACAUUCAGAAGACAUCUUAAGGGAAGUUUUUAACGUGUGAUAUUUUAGUGUAUUUUUGAUUUCUAUGGAAGCCGCCCAGAGUGGCUGGGGAGGCCCAGCCAGAUGGGCGGGGUAUAAAUAAUAAAUUAUUAUUAUUAUUAUUAUUAUUAUUAUUAUUAUUAUUAUUUACCUUUCUAUGGCCUUUUUGAGCAGUUUUGGUAUCCGUACACGGGCUAACCUACACCAUAAACUCUGAAUAAUUAGAGACUCAUUCAUUGCAAGAAAUGUGCUGCACUUGCUGUAGAAUUGCAGGCAUAGAACAUGUGUGCCUGACCAGAAUCCAUACUUUUUUUCAAUAUUACUUUGUAGAAUGAGCAAUGGACAAAAUGAGGGGCUUUAAGCAGAAACAUUUCCCUUUGCGUUGAUGAGCAUUUCAGCCACAUUAUUUAUACUGUUAAUGUGUCCAAAUAACUCAGUGGAUUGGCUCUACACUUUGUUAGUCACACUUAAAUUCCCACUUAUGUCAGUGGGAUAAUCCAUCGUUUCCUUUCUGAUAAGGGAGGGCCAGAUAGCACAGCUAUGGCCAUGUUCUCCAGAAACGCUAGUAUUAGAACUUAAUUGAAAAACGUUGCUUGCCAAUACACAAAGUGUUGUUUGUCAUGUCACAUAAUCGCAAAUUAAAGUGGUGCUUACGGAAAACUUUCAUGAGCAACUCCUGACGUUAGAACAGGAUUGGUCACAUUUCAAACCCUAUGUUUCUGUCUGUGUACACUGUCUGCAAGCAAAAGCAGAGGGCCUAUCUCAAUCAAAUAAAGCUGAAUGGUCUACAAAGUGUCAUGUGGGACGUGUGCCAGGGGGUGGAUCAGCCGUAUAUCAGCUUUGCCAACACAGGAACCUACCAAACUAAAAUACUUCAGAAGAUGCCUGGGAUUAAACAAUCCUGCAAUAUGAUUUAAAACAGGGGUCAGCAAACUUUUUUCAGCAGGGGGCCGGUCCACUGUCCCUCAGACCUUGUGGGGGGCAGACUAUAUAUAUAUUUUUGGGGGGUGGGGGAAAUGGACAAAUUCCUAUGCCCCACAAAUAACCCAGAGAUGCAUUUUAAAUAAAACGACACAUUCUACUCAUCCAAAAACACGCUGAUUCCUGGACCAUCCAUGAGCUGGAUUUAGAAGGCGGUUGGGCUGGAUCCGGCCCCCGGGCCUUAGUUUGCCUACCCAUGAUUUAAAAUGCCAAUACCUAUCAAGGGUUUGAAGUAAACAGCUAUAUCAAGGGCCUUAUUAUUAGAACACUUCUUCAAUAAUGCAACAACACUGCAAUGCAUAAAAUUGCAUGUCCAGGAUUUACCGUUAGCUGUCCAUUAGAGACAGUGUGGUGCAGCAGUUAGAGUGUUGGGCUAGGAUCUGGGAGGCUAGGGUUCAAAUUCCCACUCGUCCAUGAAGCUCACUGGGUGACCUAAGGUCACUCAGUAUUUCUUGGCCUAAGUUACCUCUCAGGGUCAUUGGGAGGAUAAAAUGGGGAGGAAGAGAGUGAUGUAUUGCCAUCUUGAACUCCGAGCAUUGCCUCUCCUCAAGUGAACUGACCUGGGUCCUGCCAUCACCAACUGAAACCCUUUUGUGUGCCCGCCUCCCAUAGGAGGUUGAAGGGUGGCAAAGCAAAAAUGAGCCUUUUCUGUGGUGGCUUUCCAUUUGUGGAACGCUCUGCCAAGGGAGGCUCACCUGGCACCUUCAUUACAUAUUUUUAGGUGCCAGGCAAAAACAUUCCUCUACAAGCAGGCCUUUGCCUAAUUAAACUAUCUGCAGCUUUUUAAACUGUGUGUGGGGUAUGGUUUUUGUUUACUAUUAUGGUAUGUAGUUUCGUGUUUCUAUAUUGUAAACUUCACUGUGAUCCUUGGAUGAAGGGUGGUAUAGAUAUUCAAUAAAUAAAAAAAUGAAAUAAAAUUGAAGGUAAGGUGGAAUAGAAAUGUAAUGAAUAAAAUUACCUGUGCACCUGUAUACAUCUCUAAAGGAAUAAGAAACCUGAGGCAGGAAUAUAAAAUUAAAAGUGACAACUAUUGGUAAAGGAUCAGCAGUAGCAAUCCUUUCUUGAUCCAUGGAGCUGUGAGCCACAUCCAUGAGAAAUAACUCUGCUUUCGAAGUUACUUAUCACAGAAUGAAGGAAAAGAGAGUCAGGCUGCUCUGACAUUUCCAAGUUUUGUUAUUUCUUUUUUAGAGGUUAGAUUUACUUUCUGAUCACAUUAAAAACAAUAGGAGUUGAAGUCGGCUCAGGAGUUGAUACUCCAAGCACUUCCCCAUAGAUCAUGUAAGGAUCUGAAACAGAUGAGUUUUGCCCUCUCAGCUACAAUAACCCUUGCCUUAAAGCAAAAUUAUUUUGGCAACCAUCCCGGGCCUGGCAGGUCAGAAGAAAGGGGAAGAAGAUUAUGCCGCAACUGGGGGGAAGUCCCUGGGAAGCACUGAAAAGCUCAGAGAUGGGAAUAGUUGCCAAAACGGCCUUCAUCACUGAUAAUCAGCACAUUGCAGAUUCUCAGGUCAGCCUGCGUUGGCAAAAGAGAAUUGGAAUGCCACCUCCCAGUUCAGCAAGGCAUACGCAGAGAACUGGCCCACACCAAACCCUCCACAGCCAGCAUGUGUCUUCACCUCCUUAGGAACGUCUUCUUCACACUUUUAGAAUGGUGUUUCUGCAUAGUAAAACAGUAUACAGUAUAUGAGUUAGCUCAAGAGCUCUCCCCCACCCCCAGCUUUCUUUACAAUAUAUGGAAACGGUUUCCGACUGAUCUUAGUAAAUUGUCAGCUUGAGCUUUGAGCGAGUCUGCUGAAGAGCCCAUGGUGUUGCUCAUGUUGACUUUGUCGUUGCCCUCCUGGUGUCGGCUGUUAUCGUCCGCCGUGUCUUGCUGCUUGCAAAGAGCCUUCAGCUCAGAGCUGUCAUUGCCUGUGGGUGCAAAACUGUACUUCAAAUGCUUUCUUUUCCCUUUCCUUCCUCGGCAGGAUUUAUGUGGGCACCAUUCAUGUGAUACUCUGGGAAUGGCUGACGUUGGAACCAUAUGCUCUCCUGAGCGCAGCUGUGCAGUGAUUGAAGAUGACGGCCUCCAUGCGGCUUUUACGGUGGCUCACGAAAUUGGUAUGCAGUGCCUUUUCUGUUCCCUUGCCAAAUACAACACUUGUAACAGCUGCAUUAGUAACCAAAAUACUUUACAAGUAAUUCCAGAUUUCCCCCUGGUUCACAUAUACACUUGGGGAUUAAGGCUGUGUACAUAGGCACUUUGGGGUUAACUAAUAGGGGAUCAGAAGGCAAGUGGAGGUACACAGUAGGUGUUUCCUUUCUGACAGUGUCACUUUUAAGCAAUGAUCGGAAUGGAAAUUGGAGGGCUGCUACUGUCCAUUCAUGUCCCUUUCAAAGAGGGGUCCCUCCCAUCAAUGAAGAAUUUGAGCUCACUUGGCGGGUAAACAGCUUUCUAUAUAUGUCUGCCUACUGGGUUAAGUGGCUUGCUGUUUAUAUUGUACCACCACAUUCCUCUGAAUGGCAAGAUGCAAGUUUCAAAUGAUGGGGUAAUUGGAAAUUCUGGUGAAAGGGAGCACUGUUUAUCUCGGGCAGUGGUGUGACUGUAGGGGUGUAACUUUAGAUAGCAGUGAGGUUCAGAUAAUCAAGGCUCGUCUAUUGGGGAUUCUACAAUAAUUACAAAAUAGACCCAGGAACAGACACCAGGAUUAUUUUGGAAUGUUUUCUUGGCAGGAAAAAAGAGCUGACAUUAACGUUCACAAGCAAGUUCAGAUUUUCUAUGCCAUCGCCCAAGUGUAUUCAUGAACUAGAGAUAAUCUAUUGGGGGGGGUUAUUAACAUUUUCUCUUUUAACAUUUCCUCUUCAAAUAGCUAAUUUUGGCAUUUGCAAGUUCAUUCCUAUGCAGAAUAGCAGUAGCUUGAACACUACUGCAACAUUUUUCAAGUAGGUAUUUCUGGGUAUAUUUAACUAAAAGUAUAUUUGACUGGAUGGUCAUAUUAGCUGCCAGCUAUUAUAGCACUGGAUAUUAACAGCAAGCUUUGGUAUCAUGUUUCACUUCCCAUUCCUUUUUUUGAAUGGCAAAAAUAAUGUAAGGCUUUUCUAAUGUAGAUAUUACUAAAAAAAAAUUAUACGUGAAUUAACCACCUUUCAAAAUACAAUAUUCUCGCAAGGCAGCUUAGAAUAUCUGAAACCGCCGCACAACUAAAAACAUAUACAAUUAUACUAACAAUGCAUCAUGCAGUCAGGAAACAAUAAUAUCGCACUAUCCAUAACAGCAGUUUCAUAGAAUGAUAGAAUUGUAGAGUUGGAGGGAAUCCCAAUGGCCAUCUAGUCCAGACCGUGCUGUCACAUGGAGGAUGGAGCAAGCUUGUUUUCUCCUGCUCCAGAUGCUGGAACCUGAACCAAUGGCUUCAUGUUACAAGGAAGGAGAUUCCAACUAAACAUCAGGAAGAACUUUCUGAUGGUAACAGCUGUCCGGUAUUGGAACGGUCUCCCUCAGGAGGUUGUGGACUCUCCUUCCUUGGAGAUUUUUAAGCAGAGGUUGGAUGGCCACCUGUCAUGUGUGAUCUAGUUGAGAUUCCUGCACUUCAGGAGGUUGGACUAGAUGAGCCUUGGGGACCCAUUCCAUGUCUACAAUUUGAAAGUGGCAAAAUAGCUUUUCAAAGCCAGCAAGCACUGAUUAUCACACCAGAAUCACUCAAGGUGCUUUGCAGUCCUGCUUCCCUGAGCCAAGUCAACCUUCCCUACUGACUGGCACCUUUGGCAAGAUCAGGUCUGUUUCCAGUGUUGUUAUUUGGAGUGGCAGGAACAUGAUCCAGGCAGCUCAGGCACCCCAUGGCAGAUCAGGUGCCGGUAGGCUGAUGUGAAGUUUCAGGUGCAGCACCCAAGCUGAGGCGUGCCCUGCACUACACGUACUCUCAAAACAUUGCCAGGGGAAGAUCAUUUGUAGCUUGGAGCAUGGAUGUUAAGGAAAGGGUUAUUACUGAGUGGCAGAACAUAUGAUCUGCAUGUAGAAGACCCCAGAUUCAAUUCCUGGUAUCUCCAGGCAGGGCUUGAAAGGACUCGUGUCUUAUACCUUGGAGAGCCCUUGCCAGUCUCUGUAGAUAUUAUUGAGCUAUAGAGAGGAAUGGUCCCCCUUAAACGCAAGGAAGUUUCCUGCAUUCCUAAAGUGUGGGUCAGUUUCAGCGACGAACAUGUACAAACACAGCAGCUGCCUUUUCCAGUGCCCAGAGAACCCACAGCUUUUUCAGCUUUAAUUCACGUAAGGAAGAUGAUCCAUCCAGAGUUUAGCCAGAGAACAGCUGGCUGUAAAUUUAAACGACAGCCUUUAUUUUACACUGAGCUGUUAAGCGCAGGAGGAAGCAGGAAGAGAGGGCUGUUCCAAAAUCAGCCCUCCUUUUACCAGGGGGUCUCUUGUGCCAGCUAGACAUUCUGUAAGAUGGAAUAUAGGGUGCUUCUUGCCUAAAGUAACAGCCGUGGUGAAACUCGGGGUCCCUGUUUACCAAGAGAGCAGGCUUUUCAGGUCUACAGUUGCCUUGCAUGCUAACAUAGUCACAAUCGCUAGAGAUGUUUUCCAUGAGGAACAUUAGCUGUGCAGAGUGAACACUAAAUUUAAAAAUGGAAAACAGUUCUCCCUCACCAUUUUACAUUCUUGGAAGGAAAUAACAAGGCUAAGGGAACUUUCAGAGAGUGCCAACUACGGCUUUGCCUUGUAACUUGUGCCAAACCAAAGUAAAGUUUGCUUUGGGAGUAUUGCCGUGCCAGUUCAGUUUUCAAACAGCGAGCAGGUAGGAUGCAAGGGUGUUGUGCUUAAUAUCAUUUGACCCUAACAUAAAGAAACACACAAAAUCUGAAAUCAUGGGUUUUAUUAGUAGUGCUAAUGUAACUACUGACACCGGACACCCUUUAGCAAAGGAGGAGCUCUAGUCUGGAAACAUUUGGAAAUAGAUCAUAACAGUGGCAUAUUAUUGAGGCUCUCUACCUCAGGAAACAAGCCGCUUGAGGCUGCCAAGUGUCACUAAGAGCUGAAAGGACCUGUAUCUUUGUGACAGAAAGUAUCAGUUGGCAAGAAGAGACCUCUUCCUGAAACUUUGGAGAGUGGCUGCCAGCUAGAGUAGACCUGGGAUCACCAACCUGGUGCCUGUGACUGCCAUGGCAUCCAUGAAGGCUUCCAGUGACCCCCUGGGUAGAUGCUCCAGUGCUACUAGAAAUAAAGUUAUGGGGGAAAGCAUACAGGUACCCCUAAACAAUUUAUCUGAAAUGAGAGUGGUGUUGGUACAGUCAAACCUCAGUUCUCAAAUGCCUCCGUUUUGGAACGUUUUGGCUCCCGGACACCAAAAACCCAAAAGUAAGUGUUCCGGUUUUCGAAAAUUUUUAUGAAGUCGAAAAACCAAUUGGAAGCCGCACCAUGGUUGUUGAACAUUUUGGAAGCCAGACGGGCUUCCUGAAAGCAUUACAUUCAACAACCGAGGUUUGACUGUACAGUACCUUAAUAUUUUUCCUGGUACUGAGGAAUGCUCCCUACAGCAACAGUGUCAGGAUGUGUGUAUCUUCUCCAUAAUCAGGACCAGCAAGACAGAAUCAUAGACUUGGAAGGGACCCUGAGGAUCAUCUAGUCCAACCCCCUGCAAGGCAGGAAUAGGCAGCUGUCCCCUACAGGCAUUGAACCUGCAACCUUAGCAUUAUCAGCAUCACACUCUAACCAACAUAGCUGACUCCCCCUGGUAAGCAUAAGGUUGUCAGGGGUGGCCAUCUCUCUAAUUUUGUGUUAUGACACACUCCCCAUGGUGGCUAUUUCCUGGUAUGCCACAGCCCCUCCAUGAAAGCCAUUUUGUGCAUGGUUCCUCCGGCACGUUCUCAAAAUUUGAAAUGUAGUAGUAGACUGCAUUGCUGAUUCCCCAUUCAUGGUGCACCCUUCCUAGGGAAGCUCACUUGAAGCCAACAGCACUAUCUUGAAGAGGCCAACUAACCCCUGCUUUAUUUUCUGAGUCUUUUAUCUUUCAUACAGUUAUAAAAAUGGCCAGUGUUUCUUUCUUGUCUGCCUGCGGCUUUAUAAUGUGUUUUUAUUCUUGUGACAUUGUAAUAGUGUAGAGCACCCUGGAUAUAAAUUUAUUCAAGGGUGGUAUAGAAAUCUGCUAAAUUAAUUCUAUAUUUGCUUCUACCCUUCUCUUUAGCUAUAAUUUAAACUGCCAGAUUGCUCAUGUGACAACAGCAAAUAUCACAUAAAAGGUGGUUAUUUGAAGGUUUUGUCGUAAAGCAAUUCAGUGGCUGUUAAUGGGAAGGGGAAAUUAUUCCCACGUGAAGAGGUUUUUUAAUUGGAUGUCUGAAUCCAUUCUGUAGAAAUUUUAUUUGCUUUUGGACUCCCUGGUUGAAUAGCUUCUCUCAAAUAGGUUUGUGCUGCUGUUAUUCUUGCAUAGCCAGCCCUUUCAAAAGCUGCACAGUCUCAUUACUCUAUGCUACAUAGGGAUGAGCGAACCUUGUUGUUCUCAGUUUCUCAUUUUUCCAAUCUUAAAGGUAAAGGACCAUUAGGUCCAGUCAUGGAUGACUCUGGGGUUGUGGCGCUCAUCUUGCUUUACUGGCCAAUGGAGCUGGUGUACAGCUUCCGGGUCAUGUGGCCAGCAUGACUAAGCUGCUUCUGGAGAACCAGAGCAGUGCACGGAAAUGCUGUUUACCUUCCCGUUGGAGCGGUACCUAUUUAUCUACUUGCACUUUGACAUGCUUUUGAACUGCUAGGUGGGCAGGAGCAGGGACAGAGCAAUGGGAGCUCACCCCGCCGAGGGGAUUCGAACCGCCGACCUUCUGAUCGGCAAGCCCAAGAGGCUCCGUGGUUUAGACCACAGCGCCACCCGUGUCCCUGCCUUCCAAUCUUAGGUUCAGAUAAAUUAUUAUCACUUUAGUGUGAAUUUCUCCCAAAUCACACAUUUGUGUACACGUUUGUGCAAGUCUAUCUCCUAAUAUAAUGCAUUUUUCUCUAUGUUAUUUUUACUAAUAGAUGCCUUUUCAGGCAGUAGUAUAUUCACUUUUGUACACAUUGCUUGGCUGGAGGACCACACUGAAAACUUGGAAGGAAUCUGAAUGGUGCCGUCUGGGUGUCCUUGGACUGCAACUCUCAUCAUGGCCAGUAGUCGGGGAUUCAUCCCAUUUGAAGGGCACCUCAUUGUCUACCCUUACAUUAGAGUAGCAGUUUCCAGAGGUCUGGCUGUGUUAGUCUCUUGCAGAAAAAAUACCCAAGUCUUAUUGUUUCGUGGUACCUUAAACUCAAACAAAUGACAUUAGCAUUUGGUAGUAGACACCGCUGCUGCUGCUGCUGCUGCUGCUGCUGCUGCUGCUGUUGUCCUGCUGCUGUUACAAAAGUUAACCUAGCCACACCCAGAGCUCUGAAGAAUGUAGGAAACAACUUGUGGAAGUUGCAGGAAGACACUGAGAUCAGGAGUGAGCUUUCUCCUCCCGAUCCUUGCUCACUUUCCUCCUUGCAGGUUGAAGAUGCUGACUGGAUAGGGAACUCCCAUCUUUAUUUGAGUACAGGAUUUCUUGGCUGUAUCCCUUGCAUUCUGUCUACCAGACUAAGUACAGACGGGUGUGAGCAGCCUGAAGGCCCUUUCCUAAAUCCACUCCAGUUUGGAUAGCAUUCUGGGGGGGUACAAACUGAAUAAGCUCUUUGUCUGGACAGUGCCCGCCCCCCCUUCAAGGGGAAAAUUUGUUUUUCCUAGCUACUUUCACCACUAGUCUUAACAACUUUCACUCACCAGCAGCAGCUUUCACCACCAGGCAAUAGUGUUAAAAGUGCUCUUUUUAAAAAAAUGGAAAUGACAUAGUCACAUGUCAUGGCUUGUAUGAGGGCAGCAUGAAAAUUAACCAUUCAGAUUGAUCAACUCCAAGCAUUUCCUUAACUAAUACAAGGAGAUUUGCUUAGAAAAUGAAUUAGUUUACAUUAUAAUUAUUAACCUUGGCCAAAUUGGAGAUUGGAGGAAGGGCUGUAGCAGUACCAAGGUAGGGUACCUAUUUUGCAUGCAGAAGAUUCUGGCUUCAAUUCCUGCUAUCUCCAAGUAAAGCAAGGGAAUUCUGAAGAGCUGCUGCCAGGUGGUUUAGCCCACAGGUAGGCAACUUGUUGCGCAUGAGCCACAUACAGCCCCCAAACUCAUAUACUGUGGCCCCUGGUGCCUCCUGAAGCUGUCCAUUUUUGCAUCUUGGCUUCUUUUUUUCUCCCCUUCCUUUCUGUUCAUUUCCUCCUAUUUAUCUUGUGGGGUUUUAUUUUUAAAAAGUGCUCCCCCUCACUAUGUAAUUUCAUACAGUGGGAGGGGCAGUAUUUCGUUUGAUUAAAAAUAAAUUCAUUUUUAAAAAUAUUUUUACAUGCAAGCAGCGUGCCCGAACAGGACUACCAGUUUUACUGAUUCAGUCCUCCCCAACCUGGUGCCCUCCAGACAUUGUUGGACUCCAACUCCCAUCAGCCCCAGCCAUCAUGGCCGAUGGUGAGGAGUGAUAGGAGUUGUUGUCCAAAAGCAUCUGGAUGGCACUAAGUUAGAGACAGCUGUAGUGGUUUGCAAAUAUAGGACAGAUCAGAUCAGUUUUUUAAACAAUAAGAAUCCCUUAAACUCAUAGUUCUCAAAUAUUAAAAUGUUUUGUCCUGUUGAGCUGUAGGGGACCUGCUUGGAUGGGAAGUUUUACUGGCACACCCCCCCCCCCCAGUUCAUUGGAACUCAACCUGUUCAACGUGAGUCUCCAUCUGUUUUUGGACUACAACUCCCACAAUCCCUAGCUAGUAAGAUCAGUUGUCAGGGAUGAUGGGAAUUGUAGUACAAAAACAGCGGGAGACUCAAGUCCAGUGGAGUGGCCAUGUUAGUCUACUACCAGAGAUGGAACUAGCUUCACCAUCUUACACAUAUUUCCAUGAAUAGCUGUCUUUUAAAAGCAUGCCAUAUGCUACAUGGCCCUAGACUCAGACAUAUUUUCUUCCCCUGCUCUUGGCAAAAAUCACUGUUGUUACUGAUGAUGUCAACCCGGCUAUAUCCAGAGGUCUGAACAAUAUAGAAGUAGACUUGUAGAAGGAAAAGGCUGUAUACCAGACAAUGGUCUAAGAUGUUCCAGGAAGUGGUCAUGGAAUGGGCAUGGGACAAAUCUCAUGGAUGCAGGAAAAUAACUUCCAUAAGGCUAGCUAGCCGCAUGCAUCUGUUUUGCAUGCGGUUGACUUUUAUGUAUAAGUAUGUGUGGGAGGAAUGAAGAAGACAAUAGAAGAGAAGCAAAGAGGGUUGUACUGGCUUGGGGAAAGCUUGGGCAUCAACAGAGAUCAGAUGGGAACAAAUGUUUCUACUCACGUUCUCUUCCUUGAUAUUUCCAACCACCCAGCGCUCAACCCCAGUUGAUAUUUUAAACGCAGCCAGGUUUCCUUUGUGUUACAGUUAAAGACUAUGGGUGUGGGGAAUGAGUUACAGUUGCAGAAAUCAACAACAGUCAAACUUCUUGAGAUCUGUGCCUUAGUCAGUAUAGAUGAGGGGAGUCCUGGAACCUUAUCUCAGGACAAAAUAUAUAGGUGAGUGGAGCAAUUGCAGGAGUGAUGAGGUUGGGGCAGAGGCAACUUUAGGGCAGCGCGACUGGUUCCCCCGCAUUGAGUGCAAAGCCAAGAGGAGGGUACCACAACUAUGGCGCUGUGCAUGUGCAAAAUGGAAGGUAGGGUGCACAAAUUUUGGCUUUGAAAGACCAAAGUCCACUCCUGAUUGGGGAUGCUGUGUGUCUGCAGAGAAUAUGAGAUUAUCUCUGUGUGUCGGCUCUAUGUUCUAGUAUGCUUGAAAAAGAAAGAAUGCUUUCUGCACAAACCUGCCAUAGUUGUAAAUAGGCACUCCUUGCCUCUGCGGCUACCUGGGCCUCAAGUGACAAAGCCGUAUCAAGGAGCACCCCCAAGUAACAGACUUGGCCUUUUCAGCGGAGUUCAGGCUCUCUCUCUCCUCUUCUAGGGCUCAAGAAUUUUCAGAUUACAGUGGCACUAAUGCCCAAACACUUUCACCUGGUUUCUGAAUUUUCCAGUGGCAGGGCAGUAAGGAGGGUCUCACUGGAAGAUGCCAACUAAUAGGCGAGGACAUAAAGAGAGAGGUACUCCCUCAAAUAGUUAGGCCCCACACUGUUCAGGACUUUAUAUGUCAUUUGUAAAAAUCAAAAUUCAGUCCAGAAACAAAACACCAACUAAUGCAUAUAUUUAAUAACCGGUGUAAUAUGGUUCCAGCUGGUGGCCCAACUCAGAAGAGGCAUCACAGGUAGAUCUUUGUUAGAUUCUGUAUGAGAUAAAUGGCAAGGCUGGUGCAGUAGAGAUGGUACAGACGUCAAGGCAGAUGAAAAUAGGAAGAUGCCCUGCUGAAUCACAGGAUAGAAUGCAAAGCAAAGGCAGUCUGCUGUCAAUAGCUUUCUUUUUCCUGAUGGCAUUGGUGCAAGUUUAUAUAUAUAUAUGUAGAAUGUAGCCAACGUCCUCUGUAACAGGUGCAUUCAAAUCUGUGAUUCAGUAAUUUAUACACAAUGCUCAACCUAAUAGCAGCAUGCACUGCUUUAAGCAAACACUGUGUUCCGUAUGGGUAGUUUAUAAUUUGAAAAGUGCAUGUAAAAACAUUAUAAAAUCCACUGUUGCUUCUUCUUUUUUCAAAGCCCGUGCUGAACAGGGAGCUUUUUGAGUUGAAGGCUUGUCAGGAUAGCUUAGAUAAGAGCAAGCCCUAGGCUAGACAGGAGCAAAUCUUUUGGAGUCCUUAUGGGCAAAAGAAACAAUUGUGAAGGAUGUCUAGCUUUCAUCUUGGCCUUCCCCUGGGAGAGAUAAAGUUUGGGCAAAUAUCCAGGUGUCUGAAUCAGGCUCUGUGGCUUUUCUAAAAACCCAGAGACUAUAAUUAACCCACAGCUGCUCUGCUGACAUCUGUGGGAAGAAAAUAUUUAAUGCAUUCGCAUUGUUACUUCUUUGAAAAGUUCCCCAUUUAAGGUUCUGGUGCGAGCAAAGCAUUUGGGCUAAGCCCCCAUAAACAUGCUUACUCGGGCAAAGAGAAAAGAUGAGCACUCAGCAUUAAAGCCUUGGUGAGAGGUGAGCAAUAGGGCAGAGACUUCAACUGUUGCUUUCAGCCUUGGGCAUGACCUUUGCAAAAGGUUGCUGAUUAAUGCCAGUUUAAACUUUGACUACAAAUUCUUAGCUUGCCCAGGUCUGUUUUCAUUAACUUGUAAGGGCAAUAAUUGUCCCACCUGCUGUACGGACAUGGUGGCAUGAAAUUUCCCCUUUCAAUGAAAGCUGUUCUGUUCUGUAAUUGGCAUGUCAGACGAGAAGGAAACUCCAUUGCUUCAGAAUAAUGGGGCUCUUCAAUACUUUUUCUACUGCUGAUAUUCUUGAGUGUUUUUAAAAGCAGAAUCCAGUCUUGCAGUUACAGAGGCUGUGAAGUGAUUUUUAAUGGGAACUCAGGCAUGUGAAAAUCAAAGGGAACAAUUCUAGCCGAGACCAUGGAAGUACUUCAGACACAACAGCAUCUCCACUUGAGUUUGGCUGUGGUUAAAGUUUGUGCUGAUCUCUGUGUGAAUGUACCCUCUGUGGAUGAUUAGAUUAAGAGAGGUCAUGUUUUCAAAAGUUACACAGCAGAGCUCGAAACCUCAGCCAAAUAUCCAGAGCCAAAUCUCAGUAUCCCUGCCCUCAGGAAAGCAGCAGGAAACCGAGAUUGACCUCAGCUCUUGGAAUCUAUGUUUGAAGGGGGGGGGAGAUGAAUGUAUGAUAAGCAUGGAUGUCAGUAUCUAUUAUAUUUUUACUGCAAAGCAAGCAGUGGCAUUAGUAAACAAUAUGAUAUUAGACUCCCAUUAAAUGUUAGCAUCCUGAUGUUGAAAUUUGACCUUGAAGAAAUAUGACCUCUGUGUGUGUGGCAAAAUAUAACAGGGGCAGGGAGAGAGUUUUCUAAGAAGACAAGCAUCUUAGUAGCUGACUGGUAUUCAGGAUCAUACCAUGUGUGUUUAGCACUAAAGCUUUACUGUUUUAAUACCUUAACAUUAAAAAAUCCUUAUCUGCAUAUCAUUAGCCUCAGGCCAAGGCUGAUGCCAGAUUUGAGGGGGCAACGUGCCCUCUGAUUGGCUGCCUCUCUCCCUUGAUGGGCUCUGGCAGUCUUGUCUGGCCAUGGUGGCAAGUAGCAGCAGUGCACCAAUUCGUAAAGGUGUAACUGGACGAUCCCAUUUUAAUUUCCCACUAUGCUCCACUGUCAUGUUAAAUGGCAUGCCAGUUAGAUCCAGCUGCCAGGUGCUGCUCAUAGCACCAGGCCAGGAAAUUUUCUUAAAGGGGGCCCAGGGUAGGUUUCAGUGGUGCCCAAAGAUGUCUGAUGCUGUAGCCACCCCUGGUUACCCAAAAGGUUAGAAGACUGCAGCCUGCAAAAAGCAUCACUUCUUGGUGUGUAGCUUGCAAGGAACAUACCUAACACACUGCUUUUCAAAUCAGCACAUUGCUGUGUAUGUACAAGUAAACAAGUUACUGCAUAGUCUUUGUGGCUGACUCAACCUGGGCAUGUAGCUUGACAUCCUGCUGCCUCAGUUAUGCCAGCUGGUAAGUUAGGUAAAAGUCAUGGCCACACUGAGAAACAGAUGUCUCAUGCGAGCUGUGAUUUCCUGAGUAAAUAUAUUGUAAGAUGUGUGGCAUUCUUAGCAAGCUGUGUCACUGCUUCUGUCCAGUGGUCCAGCGUAAACAUAGUGACAGCAAUGCUCUGAUGGAAUAAAAAGUAGUACACCUGUGCGUAGUAAUAAUUCUUUUCCAAACACUUCUGUUUAACUUCAUUUUCAUGCCUAUAUGUUGUAUUGGACUAUGGAAUUGCAGUGCUUCUCUGUUUGCAGGUCAAGGUACAGGGAAACAAAAACACAAGCAGUUUUAGAUUUGCUUUUGAAUUCCAUGUAUUAAGAAACAAAACAAAAUUCCUACAUUAUUUAGAGCAGAAGUACUUAAACCAUGGUCUUCAAGGUUGAUUCAAAUGGCUCAUGAAAAGGCUGCAGAACAGUCAAGAAUGUUUUCUUUCUGACAGUGACCAAGGCCAUUUUGAUAGGAAAUUAUUGAGUAACUAACAAGGUUCUGGCCGAAGGCCCCUGAUCUUUAUACUAUGGUGCUGGUUUUGCUGGUGAUGCCAGCACUGGGGAAAAAAAGUUAUUAAAAACAAGUAAUGUAUGUGCUUUGAUUUGGAGAACAAAAUAGUUUAUUAGAGUUUAUUAAGCUUAUUUAAAAGGUUGUUAAAUGGUCUGUCAAGACCCCCAGCCAUUUUCAAGUGGUUAAAGGAAAAUUAGAUUAAGGACCACUGAUUUAGAGCAUGCGUUUUGGAAUUGUCAUGGUCCUUUGAUGAAUGGGCAGUGCAUGUCACCAGAAUGCCUGUAUAUAUGCAUUUCAUUUGUUUCCCUUACAUUUAUGUAUGUAUGUAUGUAUGCAGUCAUUCAUAUGUGCAACUGUUCAACACAAUUAUUUUCAACAAAGAACUGUGCUGACUUCUUUUUUCCACACACCUCUUCCCCUUAACCAUAUGCUACAUAUGUAAGAUUCAUUGAAGUAGAAUUGAAAUCUAUGAGAUUAUACUGAAAUGUAUGGCAUCUAAAUUGCAAGCAUAAUAUCUUAAAACAAACUUCAGAAUGAAAAAAGGGCUAAAUACAACAAGGCAAAAUAUCCAUGAACCAACAAAUCAAGCUCUAAAAUCUGUCAGCAAAUGUAAGCACCAGGAAUAUUCUCUUGUCCUCUUGUUACCACUACAACCACCUUCCCUUUAAAAAGAAAAGAAAAAAGCAUCAGAUACAAUCCAGGGUUCUCUAAGCAUGCAAUUGCAGCAUCAAAAAUUCCAACCCAAAUAUUUUUGGUGAGGCCCCUUCAAUUGUGCUAUGAUGUUUUCAACCUCUUAAGUGAAAAUAUUUGGUUGCUGCAAUCAGUUCCUAAAGUAACUGAGCAGAGAGAAUAUCUAAUCACAGAGCUGCUUGUACAACUGAAGGGCAUUGCUUCAGUUGCAAGGGGGUUGGGGGAGGUAAGAGAAAUAAACCCAAAUAAUGCUGCAAGUUGUAGUGGAGUAAGUCCUUAAUGUAUAGCUUUGAUUUAGCUAAUGGAAAAUCAACAUGAACUUCACAACUUCUAUAAAUAUGGACGCACAUACCCUAAAAGUUGGUCAUGUAACCACUGUUCUGUUAGGUGUCAGCUGUGUAAUGUUACAAUCAUGCUUUUCAUAAUAAUCUUGGCACAUUUCUAGACAUCGAAGUAGAAAUAUUUAGCACAGAGCUAAAACAUGUAGAAUUCAAGUCUGUUUUGAACAAAUACAACAUGCUCAAAUUCGUUACUCAUUUUAACCUUCUCCCAUGCAACUGAGGGUGUCUAGCUGUGUGGACCAGCGCUCACGGGACUGUGUUUGGUGCUGAAACUUAGUAGGACAGAACACCUUUAGUGUAAAACACGUCCCAAAUUCCAGGGGAAUUGCCAUACGCACAGACACACACCUGAGAUAGUACAGAAUUUUAGCCAGUCAAAGCGGACACAUGGGCCAACUGAAGGGGGUUUGGAUAGGUGUCCAAAUCUACCAUGUACCAGUAAGUCUCCCCAAUGGGAAUGGUUUUACUUAAACCAUCUAUUUUGUUAGCAUACCAUUAUUCUGGCACAGAAGAUGGGAGUGACCUGUGAGUGGGCCUACUUUUCUUUGUGACAGGAUCCCACAGGCACAGUGAUACUGCUCACUGGCAUAGAUUUCACUCUGUCCGUAUAUUGUUGCAUCAGUGCAAAUGAAUGUAGUAGUGAUCCUGUUGCACUCCUCAAGCAAAACUGUUAGAUAAGAUCACUCCCCUGGUUUUAUCCCCCAGAAUUUUCUUAUUUUAGGACACUUUAAAAAAAAAUCUGCAUCCCAGCACUUGCAUCUUUGCACCACCAACAGCCGGUUCUAUUUAUCCGAUAAGGAUGUAGUAGUUUUACGUGCCAAUGGAAUGGAAACAUGUAAAAACUUCCUUUAAGGACUGUUUGCUGAGGAACAUUAUGCCAAAUCCAAUUCCACUUAUCAAGUAGAAUUACCCAUCCCAAAUCUAUCUUGGCUGUUUUCAUACUAGUUUUCUAUAAUAUAUAAGCCCAAUAUAAUUUCAUUUAUUUUAAUUACUUUGUUGCGUUUUCCUUUAUAAGAAAUGUUUCAGAAUCUGUUAAAUGUCCAAAUCUUGAAAUUAAACUACGAUAACACAUUGUUCAAACCCCAAAGUCAUGGGCAUCUUUCCACAGUAUACAUAUAUAGGAUGCUUCCAGGUAAGCGAUUCCUCUGCCUACCAACAUGCCUGACAGAGCUUGGCGCUUCCAGUGCAGACACGCCUUUUUCUCGGGACACCACAUUCCCAGGUUUUACUAAAACCAGCUCAUUAACAUAUCAUUGGCUUUUUCAGAACAAGCUUGAUGUCAGUUGCAAAUGACUAUAAUAAGAGCUCAGUUACCUCAGAAUUCAUUGAAGUGUUGAGUGCCGCCUGCCUGCAGUGCCUUUAAAACAGUGAGUAGAGCAUCCUGGUGCCACUCAUUCCAUGAGUUUGAUGCACUCUCUGUGAUAACAUCAGCCAUGGAGACAGCAAAGCCAGCACUGUCUUCAGGUUUCUUAAAGGCAUCCUUUGUUUCAGGAUGGCCUUUCAAGAUUUUUUGGCACUGACAGAGAAAGAAGACUAUACAGAGCCUCUGUCUUAAAAAAAAAUUCAAAUCUGUUGGAAGUAUACGAAUCCACAACUUGAUAAAGGGUGCAGUCUGGCCCAUGGUUACAUGUCAGGCCCUUUUUGUUGUUGUUUGUUUCAGGAGUCCAUAGUAUACAGAAGCAUAGUACAUGCUGAGUACUGUGCUGAAAGUUUUCUGGUGAUUUCAGAGCAUUAUCUCCGAAAUGGCAGUGAUUUGAAAGGGGAAAUUUUCCCCGGAUGUUCCCUCAGGGAUAAAUAAGGGAGAAGUCGAGAGAAGUGAGAUUAAGCAAUGUGGUAGCAUGGAAUGACAGCAACUAGGUAAAGGUAAAGGGACCCCUGACCAUUAGGUCCAGUCGUGACCGACUCUGGGGUUGCGGCGCUCAUCUCACUUUAUCGGCCGAGGGAGCCGGCGUACAGCUUCCGGGUCAUGUGGCUAGCAUGACUAAGCCACUUCUGGCGAACCAGAGCAGCGCACAGAAACGCUGUUUACCUUCCUGCCAGAGUGGUACCUAUUGAUCUACUUGCCCUUUGACGUGCUUUUGAACUGCUAUGUUGGCAGGAGCAGGGACCGAGCAAUGUGAGCUCACCCCAUCACAGGGAUUCAAACUGACCUUCUGACCGGCAAGUCCUAGGCUCUGUGGUUUAACCCACAGCGCCACCCGCAUCCCGUGGACAGCAACUAAGGGGAAACCAUUUUUGUUUGUGUGAUGCUCCUUUUUGUUUGCCACCCCACUCUAGAUCUUAUAAACAAUCUCCCACACCUACUAGUGUUUCCCAGUGAGUUGCGGUUGAAGCUACAAGGAUGUGUCAUUUGUAGGCCAGUAAUACAGUAAUGCUACUUCUUCUGCCAACUGUGGGACAAAGUCCUUCUUUAGAAUGAGAUGUGCUAACAAAAUCUAUAUGCCCAUUGCUGAAGUCUCAGGAGAGAUGUGUGCUUAGAUCCUACCUGCUAGCAGCUUGGAAGCGGGGGCAGCACAUAUUCCCCUGUGGUGUGUGAGUUCUUUCACUAGCUUGCAUUAUCAGAUUUGUGUAGCAAGCAUCCCUGACUUGAAGCAUCUUCAUCUCCUCCUCUAUAGCCCAUUAUAGCCAGGAUCAUCUGCAGCAAUAUGCAGCAGUAUUGAGCUGUAGACCUUGGUCUCACAUUAUACUGUGCUGAGCUUAUGUGUGUCCCACUGAUGCACACGGUGCCUUGGAACGCAACCCCUGUGUAAAUGGGGAGUUGCUUGUACCUGGCAGGAGAGGUACAAACACUAUACAAACACUAAGCUAUAAAUAUCUAUAGUUUUAUAUCUAGAAUAAAACUUACUGGUUCUCUAUGUUAAUAUCACACUGUGUAUAAUGAUCUAAAUAGUUGUGGUCAUUUCUGUGGUGCUGGUUCAGAAUGGCCUUCUCAAGGAAAAAUGCCUCACAUUGACAUUGCAAUCUUUUUGAUGCCAGAUUAGGACUUUCCUAUUUCCCUAGAUUAGAUUAUUUUAACUGGAACUGCUUUCUUUGGUCCUUAGUUUUUUGUGUUUGCUCUACUACCUUUUUUGUGUUUUUUGUUGAGUUAUCUUUUGUUUUUGUUGGAUAUGUGAAUAGUUUUCAUCACACUUUUGCACACUGCCCAGGAAUCUCCUGCUUGAGGGUGAUUAAGAAAUAUUUUAAAUGACUAAAUAAACGAAAUACUGAUUCUGAGGGUAGCUCAGUCAGUAGAGCAUGAGACGCUUAAUCUCAGGGUUAUGGGUUUAAGCCUCAAAUUGGGCAAAAAGAUUCCAGCAUUGCAGGGGGUUGGACCCUCGUGGUCCAUUCCAACUCUACAAUUCUAUUAUUCAGUUCAUUUAGAAUAUUUAUAUCCAACUUUAUAGUCCCAAUCACAUUCAUAAAGCUUUGCAAGUAUAAUCCGAAAUAACAUACUGGCAGGUUUAUUCGACAAGCUGCUUUUUUGUCCCCUCAUUCUUAAAUAAAUGACUAAUGAAUCAAUAGUUGCGUGGAUAUUUUAAUUUAAAAGGAGUAUUAAGACUGAGAUGCUGUUCCGUUUCCUUCCUUCAGGACAUCUCCUUGGACUUUCCCAUGACGACUCCAAAUUCUGUGAGGAGAACUUUGGUUCCAUGGAAGAUAAGAGGCUUAUGUCUUCCAUCUUAACAAGCAUUGAUGCUUCUAAACCCUGGUCCAAAUGCACUUCAGCAACAAUAACAGAAUUUCUGGAUGAUGGCCAUGGUAUGUAUGGAUAUCUUAGUGUCCUAUAUCAUGCUGGACAUUAUGUGCUGCUAGGAACUUUAUUUUUAAAAAAAAAACAUUUUAACUCUAAUUUAUAAAAUAUGUGUUUGUUAUUCUAAUUAGAAUUGAAGUUACUUUCACUUUUCUUUAACAUUCUUCAUGCUAUUACAAUAAUCGAUAUCUGACUCUUAAAUGCAAUGAAAUACAGCCCCUGACACUCUGCUACCGCUACCUAAAUGACGAGGAAAAGCAGUAGUAGGAAUAGUAAAUAGCAGUGAGAUGUUGUAUUAGUAAUAGUGGUAGAUAAAAAUAAGUAGUAAUAGCAAAUAUCAAAAGGAUUGCAAAUAGGUAGAUUAUUUACAACAGUGUGAAGUACAGUGGUCCCUCUCACUUAGUCUAGCCUAAGUCAUGGCAGUGGUUGCCAUGAACCAGGGCUAGGAAACAUUACAGUGCACAAGACUCAAAUAAGGAUGGGGUUUGGGCUACUUCCUCAGAGAUGAAACCUCCAGUACAGUGGUACCUCGGGUUAAGUACUUAAUUUGUUCUGGAGGUCCGUUCUUAACCUGAAACUGUUCUUAACCUGAAGCACCACUUUAGCUAAUGGGGCCUCCUGCUGCUGCUGCGCCGCCAGAGCACGAUUUCUGUUCUCAUCCUGAAGCAAAGUUCUUAACCUGAAGCACUAUUUCUGGGUUAGCGGAGUCUGUAACCUGAAGCGUAUGUAACCUGAAGCGUAUGUAACCCAAGGUACCACUGUAGGCCACUUUUAUCACCAGUUGGCAGGUAGAGAACUAAAAUUGAGCAAAGUGACUUGCCCAAGGCAUCAGGGGCUAAACAGAGAUUUCAACUCAGGUUUACACGUCUUUUCAGAAGACAGCCCUGCUUCAAAAGCUGAGUUUGAUUUAUUUAGCUAAUAUUAGUAUUUCAGUGUUCUUUCCCAGCUUCUCCUUAACAACAACAAAAUGCUCUUAAAAUCCUUCACUGUGCUGCUAACGCAACUGCAGCUCUUAAACAACCUUUUCAAAUUCCAGAAUGCUUAGAUAAAAAUGACCUAACUGAACGAAUGGAUCUCGUUGUUAUGGAAACUGAAAUCCUUAUGGAUGAAAAACAUACUAUAUGCAUGCAGCACUUGUAAAAGGCAACAUUGUGUAGGAUGGUUUUGAGUGCUGUGUGCAAUGGUAUGUUUCAUGCCGUUAUCAUUUGUCGAUAACUGCCUCUAACACAGCCAAAUGGGUGGGGUAUAAAUAAUAAAAUUAUUAGUAUUAUUAACUUUUUGCAAUUUUAUAAGGCAUUUAUUAAAGAUCUACAGUUGUAUUUCCCAUAGUAUAUCUACACUUCUUUAGUGUUGUCUUAAACACGUUGCAUUGCAGUCUUAUCCAAGUUAACAUUAGGUGGACAAGGAUGGGAUUGCAGCAAAAGUCCAUUCGCUAGUGUAGCUCCAAGUUGUGAUGGUAUAGUCACAAGAUUUAACAUAAGGUUAAAGUCAGUGUAAGUUCUGUGCAAAUGUAAUUAGAAUGGCAUAAGGAGAAGCAAUGGAUAGGGGUCUCAUUCUGAGCCGAAUGGGUGGCUUAGUCUGAUUCUUAUUCUCCCCCAGGCUAGGCCCCAACUCCCCUGUUGGCACCAACAAAAUAACUGUUAUAUGAAAAUAAGCACUCACAAGAGGUAGUGGAGAGCUCAGAAGAACUCCUCCCUCUCCUCCAUACCCUCUUCCCACUAUCACUAAUGGUGGAUGAUGCAGAAGCCAGUCAUAGCACACCAUCAAAAGUCCAUGAGGCACACUCAUACAUUAAGACGUGUGAAUGUCCCAAAGAAGCAACUUGUGAGGUGGAGUCACUAUGCUAGUUUCCUGGCAGGUGGUAGAAGAAGUCAGGAGAAGGAGGCAGUGGGGAGGUCAGCAGAGUACAGAUACGUUGGCAGAAGUGCCAGAUUGGCUCUACCCAUGCAUUUGCACCACCCUGACCUCCCUGUCACUUUCUCCCCUCCCUCCCAGCAAGCAACAGCGACCUACCUACUAGGAAGCUAGCAUAGCAGCUCUUCCCCCACCUGGCCAGCUGCUUCUGCUGCAUCUAUGAAACAUGAGAAUGCAAAUAGGAACUGUGGUGGAGGAAUAUUCAGUUAAAGGCACAGUUUGCACAAUCAACAUGAUACUUGGGGAAGAUGUGUGUUACAGGGUUCACUCCCAGGAUAACAAAAAUCCUAUACAGUGGUACCUCAGGUUAAGUACUUAAUUUGUUCCGGAGGUCCGUACUUAACCUGAAACUGUUCUUAACCUGAAGCACCACUUUAGCUAAUGGGGCCUCCUGCUGCUGCUGCGCCGCCGGAGUACAAUUUCUGUUCUCAUCCUGAAGCAAAGUUCUUAACCUGAAGCACUAUUUCUGGGUUAGCGGAGUCUGUAACCUGAAGUGUAUGUAACCUGAGGUACCACUGUAAUGUGUCUCCUUUCUGCUCUUACAUGUGUGUGUUGAGAGUAGGAUUCUUGCACGCCAACCCUGCCUUCUGUUGUCUCUCCCUUCCCCCCACCUCCGAAACACAAUAUUGUUGUUUUUGAGCUCCCCAAAAGAAGCAUGUGGAGGCAUCGAGACACAAAGACUCGCCAGGGACAAGAUCUUUAGGUUGUGGAGAACUGGCCCAUGAAAACAUGACCCAGUGUGUGGCAGUGGUGGGAAAGACAAAUUCCAUGUUAGGGUUCAUUAGAAAUGGGACUGAAAAUAAAGUGACCAGUGCCUUCAUAUAAAUAUGUGGUCCAAUCACCCUUGGAAUACGACAUACAUUUCUGGUUGCUGCUUCUCAAAAUGAAUGCUGCAGAGCUGGAAAAUGUGCAGGAAAGGGCAACCAAAACAAUUGAGGGGAUCAAGCAACUCUUCCAUUAUGGGAGAUGUGCGGCCUUCACUAUUACACACAUUGUCUGCAUAGAAGGAUGCAGCAGCACUUGAAGAUCCCCACCUCCUGCCCCAGAGAUCUAUAUAGGUCCUACAGCCUAGCCUCCUAACCAUUGGCUAUGGCAUGCCCUAACAGAUCAGGCACUGUUGUCGAUGCACGGCAGACUCUAUGUGCAAUUUAUGCCUUCCAUGCAUAGGGAAGACACUGUUGGCAAGUGUCAUCACGAUUCCCGUAAGUCAGUAUAGCUGCUGUGGACUUUGUGGGUGGCUGUCUUGUUAGCCCCCCCUCCCCCCCGCCCGUAUUGUUGUUAUUAUGUUUUGGAUAUUGUUCCUGGGGGAGCACAUAAGCCUAACUAGAACCUUCCACUACCUCUUUCUGCAGUAGUGCCAUAGACUUAAUCUUGAGCAGUUCUAUGUGUGGUUAAUAGAGUGUUUCUCAAGCACAGCCUUCAUGGUUACUUGCAGCCACCAGCUGGCUUCUGAGCAGCUGCCUCAUCAUAGACCGCCAUUGGCAUUUCUCAAUCCACACACAUAGCAAACUUGCAAAGUAGCUGACUUAUUUUUCUGUUUAUUGUUAGAAUAAACAAUGUGGUGAGUAAAUAUUGAGGGUCACAUGCUGAGCUACCAAAAAUACUGUUUUAACUCAUUAAUUGGAACAUUUAAAGCAAUGAAAAAGCUUGUUUGUAGUGUCUAAAUGUGUUUAUCCAAGAACUGAGACAGAAUGUUUUUGAGAAAAGGAACAGUUUAAUCCUUGCAUUUAAUCCUUAUUUGACAGAGGCCCCCAAUGUUAAGUUUCUGGGAAUUUUGCACCCCUUAUCUAUUAUCCAGAAAGUUCACUUGGUGCACUUCUAGAAAACACAAAGACCAGGGGAAGGAACCUUCAGAUACAAAUGGAAGCUUUGAGUAAAGUCCUCAUAUUUAUUUUUAAUACUGAAGCUAUAAAUGGGAAUCUUGUGGGGCUUUAGCACCCACAGCUGUAAGCAGGUCAGUUUACAAUAUUACAGAGCCAAGACAGAAGGUUAAAAACCCUGGACAGAUUAAUAGCAAGACGACAUUUAGAAAUCUUCACUGCCUUUUGGGCCAUAGUUAAGAUAGACCUGAAUAAUACUGUUGGACCAAUUACUAUAAUUGGCUCUUUUGAUGCACUGCAGUAAAUGUAUGUGGUUUUUCCCUGACCUGUCUUAUAGGACAUUGUACCCAGGGACUUCUUGUGUACUAAGCCAUUACUUUUCCACAGACCUAUGGCCUCAUAGUGCCAGAUUACAUAGUUUGGUUUGCUUUGCCAUGUGCAUGGCUGUGAGAAAAGGGAGGCAAACAUAUGUGUUGUAUGUUAGGCUGCUUUGAGACUACAGUAAUAUGAAGAGUACAGUGUGGUUAAGACAGGAGUGGGUGGUUGACCAGCUUUGUCCCAAGGGCUACAGGAUUCCAGCAUUUCUUCUGAGGUGGGGUGGGUCUGCCUACAUGUCUUCUCCCACCCACAGGGCUAUGGACUUGGCUUAUAUUAUAGGAAUGGCAGAUUUUCUUUUGCUGUGCAGUUCUGGCAUUUUCCCGGGCAAAAGUAUGCUUGUUUGAAGGAUGCUGUUAGCUGUGUGUGGAUUUCCAUAUUAGAAACAACUACUGAGAUGAUUGUGCUGUUGACUUUGCUGCUAGCACAGUGUAGAAUCACAACAUUACUCCAGCGUUAGCCAUGCUGUAUAUUGUGGACCAUAUACAGUGGACUAUAUAAAGGUAGCAACUGUAUAUGUUGUAAAUGUUUUUCAUAGACUAGUAGCCUUGCAUCUAGCACUGCUCAAGAAUUCUAAGAAGCCAAAAAACAGGGCCAUUUUUAAAUUCGUGAUUAGAAUCAGUGGUUUUGAAAUAUUUAUUCAACUGUCUUGAUUCAAAAUGAUGCCCAUUUGUAUCCAAAUAUAGACCAAACAAAAAAACCCUUCUUGAUCUCAGGAACCAUAAUGCAAAAUUUGGUUUUAUCUUAAGAUGUGUCCAAAUUCAUAGCGAACAAGCAACUUUCCCAAAUAUAUAGAUGAUAAGUUGUUUGGUCUCCUUAUCCUAUUCAUUCUCCAAGCACAGUUCAGCAUGCACAAGAUAACCCAGGGGUGUUUUAUUUCACAACAAUGUAUCAUCAAGUAGCAAGGACACAUUAUUUUAUUUUUAAAAUGCAGUGAAAUAUGCCUGAGGUAAAAGUUAUAUCCUGCAUGCUGGCUCAGGGUCAUCAGAAAGCUGAUAAAGUUUUAAACUUGAGGAGAGAAAUAAGUGAUGAUGCAGAAGGGUGUUUUAACUAAAACUGAAUCAUGAGGGGGGCAAAUAAUCAUGGUGGUUGAGUUCUGUUUAUGGCAGUGAGGUAUCAUUGAUUUUAUUAAAAAGAAAUGUUCUGAAAUAUAGACCUUUAUCCCAAUUAUGUUUUCAAAGUCCCUGAAGUUGGGAGGUAUUUAUAUUCUGCAUGCUUUCAUCCAUCAUCAAGUGGAAGUUGGCACUGCUUGCAGCGAGAGACAGGUUGUGGUAAUCUAUUUUGGCUCAAGAGAAAUGAAGCUUUGCUGAACCACAGGCACCCACACAGGACUCUUACAAGGGUUAUAAACAAGACAGAAAGCUCUUCAGAUUGGCUGUAAUUCCCUGUAUUAGCAUAAGAGCCGGUUACUUCUAUGAGAAAGAAAAACCCUCUAAAAUUGAAUUUCCAGGACAACUACUUGAUGUUGUUUUGGCUUUUUUUCCAAAGAGAUGGUGCCAGGUCAAUGCUUGACAUCACAGAUAACAUAAUUAUGCCUUAUACCAUGUUCUUUUCCGUUUAUAUAGACAUGAACUGCUUGUUCUUUGGUCUUGUGGCUCUCCUUGGUUUUAGGGGGUCCCAAUGAGCACUUGCCACCAAUAUUGCCUUUCCUGUGCUGAUUUGGUUUUUGAUUUAAUGAAUCCUCCUCCCUUCUUACAAGUUUCCCUUGGCUACAGCUGUGUGUCAUGCUUUUUCUGGCUUUCCUUAUUAAGAAGGCUUAGCUUUUCAACAGCAUGUUCAAAUGACAGCUUUGUUUAUUUUGAAAUGUCUCUCGGUCCCAUUGAUAUAUAUGGAAGACCUCACUCACAGAGUGGGUUUGAGUACACGGAAAUUAAAAAGAAACGAAAACCCCUAUGCCCAGUUCUGAAGCUGAUAGUACCAAUUAUAAACUGACAUGCAAGCCAGAGCAAUCCUUUCUUUUUUUUAAUAGUAGGGAAAAUACUUUUUCUAUAUCUGUAAUUUAAAGACCAACUUACUCUGGUGGGACUGCUAGAAAAUAAAAUAAAUGGGUUAUGAAUUGCAGCCUGUGAAAUAAAGGUUAUUGUAAAAGCAGAGGUUAUAUAGCCACAAGCAGGUUACAGUUAGAGGUUUCCACAUGAUAUACAAAAGCCCAACGGAGAACUGAAUGGAUUUGGAACAAACUCUUGAUCACUUUAUCUAGUUUGGAAGCUUCAGAGGUAUGGCAAGCAUCAUAGAGAGGAAGCAAAUUAUAAACUGGGUUGUCCUUUCAGGUAACUGUUUACUGGAUCAACCACGAAAACAGAUCUUGGGCCCUGAGGAGCUUCCAGGACAAACAUAUGAUGCCAUUCGUCAAUGCAAGCUGGCAUUUGGGUCUGAAUACACAGUGUGUCCUGGAAUGGAUGUGUGCUCUCGUCUGUGGUGUGCGGUUGUUCGCCAAGGUCAGAUGGUGUGUUUGACCAAAAAACUCCCUGCUGUGGAGGGGACGCCAUGCGGAAAAGGAAGGAUCUGCCUUCAGGGGAAAUGUGUUGAUAAAACGAAGAAAAAAUAUUACUCGGUAUGUUGCUACUUUAAUGAUCAAACCAUAUGAAAGUGUACAAGGCCCAAUCAUGCUGUGGCCUGUUUUGAGUGAGAAUUCAAGGGAAAUUAAUCAUCAACAGAACAAGGUAUUAGUCUAGGCAUCCCACUUUUCUUUGUUAGGAUACAGUUGAUACUGGACCUCUUGCCUGCUCACCUGGAUUAAAAAGAAUUCUCGAGCUCUCCAACAGCCACAGAACAUGACUUCUGCUGGUCCUGUAGUCUAGCAUUUUAACAACACUUGAUAGGGGCUCCUGCCUUCACUGGAACCAAACUUUCUGGAAUUGGAACAGUUUCUGGAUACAUUUGCCAUGACAGUAUGUUACCUGGUUGAUUGAUUAUGGGUUGUUAGUGCACAGCCAAGUGAUUGUAUCUGCACCAGAGUGGGAGAACCUGACAUAGCUGCUGGUACAAUGGCUGCCCCAGGAUCAAAUGGGGUGUUAACUCUGAGUUCUUCCUUACCUUGUAGUCCUUGGUUUUAGAAACACAAACUCCUUGUGACCUUAGUGUUACCUUUAUCCUGCACUUGAAUGCAACAUUUUGCAGUACUCACCUAGUUUGAUUCUGAUCCAAUAUGGAAUAUUGAAAAGAUAACACGCUAAAGGCAAGAGAACACAAGAAAUGCCCUGCCAGAUCUGACCAAUGUUCCAUCUAGUGUAGCAUCCUAUACCACACAGUGGCCAAUCAGAUGCCUCAAGAGAAGCCGAGAAGCAGGUCAGGAAGGCAACAGCUCUGUCCUUUUGUUGAAUACCAGCUGUUGGUAAUCAGUGACAUGCUGCCUCUGAACCUGGACAUCAAGGUUGCAUACCGACAUCAAGAUUUCUAGUUUCAGUAAAAGAGAAAAAGACGCAGAGAAAGAGCUUUGUUAACCUUUAUCCUUUAUAUUUCAGGCUUCAAACCAUGGGAACUGGGGUUCCUGGGGACCAUGGGGACAGUGCUCUCGCACAUGUGGUGGAGGUGUUCAGUUUGCAUAUCGUCACUGCAAUAACCCUGCACCUAGAAACAAUGGCCGGUAUUGCACAGGAAAGCGGGCAAUCUAUCGCUCCUGUAAUGUCCUGCCAUGUCCUGCCAAUGGUAUGUUUUCCACAAAUCAAAGUCAAUAACAAUGUCAGAGACUGUGGUACUUCUUAAAUAGUGUACAAAUGUUGUUUCUUACUGUACCCAGAGCAGUAGUGGCAUGGUUAAAGACUCUUGACUAUUUCUGCAGAGACUCUAGGUUUAAAUAAUAAUUGACAUUUCUGCAUUCACUACUGCUCUGGGUUGACUACAGUGACUACAUGCACUUUAUGCAAUUGCAAGUGGUUAUCUGAUCUAGUGGGUUGAAGAAGAGAAGUCCAAGAAAGGAAGAGUCGCCUAGAGAGAUUUUGCAUGGACCUGUCAGGGUUUCACUAGAUGGGUGUUAGUUGCACAUUAGACCUACAGGCCAUAUACAGUAUAUCAAGGCUUUUUCCUACUUUAUGCUAUGACAGCUGUUCCACAGGUGAAUCACCAUAUGGUAACAGUGUGGCAUACUGUUUGCUAUGAUGUUUUGUUUUGUUGGAUAUGAUCCAUAAGCUUUGCCUUGGCUGUCCCUUGAUAAGAUGGAUUCUCCAUCUUCCAGUGUUGUGAAUUUGUGUUUGAAAUGAUGCACACCUUGUGUGUAUGCUAGCAUUGGGAGAAUAUACGUACACAAAUAGUAAUGAAUUAUAAUCCUUCUCCAGCUAAAGCUUUUCGCCAGGAACAAUGUGAAGCCAGAAACGGUUACCAGUCCGAUGCAAAAGGUGUCAAAACCUUCGUAGAAUGGGUCCCCAAGUAUGCAGGAGUGCUGCCGGGAGAUGUCUGCAAGCUCACUUGUCGAGCCAAAGGAACUGGCUACUAUGUAGUUUUCUCUCAAAAGGUAAAUGUAGUUUCAAUAACUGCUUCUCUCUCAGAUAACAAAAUAUUUGUGUUAUGAAUAGCAGGGGUGGCCAAGGUCUGUUUAAGCUGAAAGCUUUUCUAUAUCCAAAUCUUCAACAGCCCCUGGCCAGGCUGUUGCUUCUUCUCUCUCUCCCCCCUGACAGAUCUAGCAAGCCCCAGAAAAUAUGCUAAGCCAAACUUUGUUUUAACUAAGCAUGGUGUAGUAGCAAAAAGAACCAGGGAAGGGCAAGGAGGCUACUAGCUGUUUUUUGUGAACCUGCAUGCUCACACAGUUUUACGAAGCCAAUCUUUGGCUUAGCAUGCUGUGGAAAUCAGACUAUAUACAUGGGUAAAAGACCUUCUUUGAAUUUUGUGGUUUUACAUAGGUAAAGGUAAAGGGACCACUGACCAUUAGGUCCAGUCGUGACCGACUCUGGGGUUGCGGCGCUCAUCUUGCUUUAUUGGCCAAGGGAGCUGGCGUACAGCUUCCAGGUCAUGUCGCCAGCAGGACUAAGCUGCUUCUGGAGAACCAGAGCAGCGCACGGAAACGUCGUUUACCUUCCUGCUGGAGCGGUACCUAUUUAUCUACUUGCACUUUGACGUGCUUUCGAACUGCUAGGUUGGCAGGAGCUGGGACCGAGCAACGGGAGCUCACCCCGUUGCGGGGAUUCGAACCGCCGACCUUCUGAUCAGCAAGUCCUAGGCUCUGUGGUUUAACCCACAGUGCCACCCGUGUCAGGACAUAAUAGCAAUCAUCUGUUCCUUAGCAGGUCUUAAAAUUAGGUAAAUACAACAAAUGACAUGGUACACCAUGUCAUGACUCCUCCAACCAUGCUUUUUUGUUAACAUUGUUUGGUUGGCGAACUGCAUCACAAAAUUCAGAUGACUGCGAAUUUGAAAACACAGCUGUGCUUCAUUCUUGAUACUGUUUUGGAAAGGGUGAAUUUGACAGAUUCAGCUUUAAAUGCAAACCGAAUUGAAUUCCUGCCAUCCCUGCUCUUGAGCUUCCCAAAAAGUUAAGAAUGUUCACUAAGAAAUCAUCCAGAAAUGAAUCUUAAAACUGUAGUUUUAACCAGCAUUGACUUCAUCCAACAGGUGACUGAUGGAACGGAAUGCAGGCCGUACAGUAAUUCAGUCUGUGUCCGCGGCAAAUGCGUGAGAACAGGAUGUGAUGGCAUUAUUGGCUCAAAGCUGCAGUAUGAUAAAUGUGGAAUCUGUGGCGGAGACAAUUCCAGCUGCACAAAAAUUAUGGGAACCUUUAAUAAAAAAAGGUAAGAAUUCUGAUCACAGCUAUUGUUUUGCAAGCCGAAUUGAUUAUUGCAAUGGUGAAAGCUAAUUAUGUAGGUUUCAGUGAAAUACAGUGUUGAAUAGCAAAUUUGUAUGCAAAAAUACAGCCAAGAGUACCUCAUCUUCCACUGGAAAGGUCUCGCAGGUGGUGCUGCACAUUCAAACAUAGGGUGUGUAGCAGAUGUGUAAUAGAACUCAUAUAUAGCAGAUAGCAGAGCUUCCACCACUAAGCUGCUUUCCACCAAUUUUACACAAACAGAGAUUUUGUUUUCACUCAAAGUUUUCUAAAGGCUGCUAUAUACCUACAGUGAAGGCAUUUGUUAUUGCCAAGAAAGUACGCCACUUGAUUAUGUUGGCUUGUUUGCUAGAUAUUCCUAGCUUUCUAAUAAUAUUUCUAAUAACUGAUUGGUGGGAACUACCUCACACAACCAAGUUACCACUGCUGUCAAGCUCUGUAUAUUGUACAUUAUCAUAUUAUCAUCUCAGUGUUAAAUGUGCUAAACAAGUUGCCUGAAUGCCCUGCUUCAGAUAAGCACUCUGACACUGCAGUAAUGUGAUAAUCCUCAUCAUUAUUGUUUUUUGUGUGGAUACUUCAUCCUUUUUUUGUUCCUGACCAGACUGAGCAUUUCAACUAUAUUUCAAAUUUCACAUUUUAACUAUAUAAGACCUCACUUAAUGUCAGGUUUCCUGUUAUGAAACUCACUCAUAUAUAACACAACUAACACAUGAGAUGAAUAGAGUAAUAAUUCUUCAAAAAGCAAUAGAAAUUAUACUGUGUAAAAUGUAUUAAUUAAAUGUUACCACUAGAGAUGGGUGAGCUUUCCAAAGUGGCUUUUGGAUUAACUCAUAAAUUAAUACUAGUCAGAAAUGAAUACUAAUACAAAAAGAUACUAGUCUCCAAUAUCAAUAAUAAUAUUUAUUUUUCACAGGGAUUAUGAAUGAAAUAAUCUAAAUUAGUAUUACUAUUAUUACUUUUGUGUGUGUGCAUGUGUAUGCUUAAUUUUAAUUUUCAUUCAAUUGUAUUUUUUCAUUUCUUUAAAAAAGCAGGGGGAGAAUUCAGGUAUAUUUUCCAAAUUAACUCCACAUCUUUUACCUGUCCCCAUACAAGCUUGCACUAUUAGUAUCAUUGUUUCAUGACAUUGAAUAGGGGGAAAUUAAGAAGACAGGGAAGCUGUAUUUCUUCUCCCAUUCAAAUUUUAAUAUGAGGGUGGUUCUAGAGGGUGUAACCUUUACCUCUUUUUGGAAGUAAUUUAACUUAGUUUAAUUAAGCCCCAAAAAAUCUUUCUGAAGCCUCUAAUCGUUUUCAAUUAAGUUUUACUUAGACCUACAAAACCUAAUGAACUACUUAGCUGUGUGGGUCUAUGAGUAAAGUUUAGUUGACUAUCACCCUAUUUCUCAUCAUCACGUUUGUGAUAUCGUAUUUCAACAAGUGCUGAUAAAGUGGGAUGCUUUCAUUGGCUUCAGCAGAAUUUGAAUUAGCUCAUCUUCUAUUGGAAAUUAGAAAAGACAGAUACAUUUAUCGCUAGACCCAGUUCAUUGUCAGAUAAGUGAACUACUAUCAAUGGCUUCAAUAGGUUUCGAAAGACUAUCCAUUUCUUUCUCACUAACAUGUACUUUUCUUACAUUUCAGUAAGGGCUACACAGAUAUUGUGAAAAUACCAGAGGGAGCAACACACAUCAAAAUCCGACAGUUCAAAGCAAAAGACCAGAGUAGAUUCACAGCUUACUUGGCCCUGAAAAAGAAAAAUGGUGAGUACCUUGUCAAUGGGAAGUACAUGAUCUCAACCUCAGAAACCAUCAUUGACCUCAACGGAACUGUCAUGAACUAUAGCGGCUGGAGUCACAAGGACGAUUUCUUGCAUGCAAUGGGACAUACAGGCACGAAGGAGAUCCUCAUUGUACAGAUUCUUGCAACUGACCCAACUAAACCAUUGGACGUCCGUUACAGUUUUUAUGUGCCAAAGAAGCCAACCCAAAUGACAAACUCCGUCACCAGCAACAGCAGCAGUAACAAACUGGCAACGCCGCUCACCCAGCCCCAGUGGGUGACUGGACCGUGGCUUUCUUGCUCUCGAACAUGUGACACAGGCUGGCACACAAGAACUGUCCAGUGCAAAGACAGAAAUGAAAAAUUAGCUAAAGGGUGUCUUCUGUCUCAAAGACCUUCAGCAUUCAAACAGUGCUUGCUCAAAAAAUGUUAACCUGUGGUUCCGUCGGCUUCUUAAAAAGGAGCCUCAUUAAGUCGUAGUUGACAUGUUGACAUAAGGUCUACCCCGGCACAGAGAAAAGCCAACACUUCAAUAUGCUUUCAUGUUGUCUCAAAUUAUGGGCAGAAUCUGCCUAUUUGGACCAAAUGAAGAUAUGCACUGCUCUGAGUCACAGUGAGGUGAUCUUGAUAUGUCAAAGGCACUAAACAUUAGUCGCUACAAGCCCUUUGUAUCUGCAAAUAAGAAGAGGAUAAACCAGUGAAUCAUCUCCCUUAUCUCACCUACCUCUAACACAGUAUGUCCUUAGACAACUUGUCAUACUUACCCACGAUACCACAAUAGCUUUUUUAUACUAUUUGUAAAUAUCUCUGCUUUGGUAUGUCACUUUAUAAUCACUUGAUCAUCUUGUGGAAGAACAAAGGCCUUUCUAUACAACACAAGUGAUUGACCAAAGUAUGUCUGCAGCCAUUGAGGACUCCACAAUUUCAAAAAUGGCUGUGGAUAUUUUACUGGAAAGUUAAAGAGCUUGCUGCUUUAUUUUUAAAAAAAAAAAGAUUUAAUUUUUGACAAAAGGAAAUGCAUUUCCAUCCUAGGAAUUUCCUCACAAGACUUUAGUUCUGUAUUAAUGCCUUUCUAACCAGAUAUUCUCAUACAAGUGGACCUCUGCAGCAAAAAGAGAGAGCUGCUAGUAUGUAUCUUGAAAAUGUAAAAGGGGGGCAUACUUAAUUCUGUUUUAGCAAAUGAGAGGGUCAUGAUCCAGUCCCAUAUGUGCAUCCUUCCACGUGCAGGGAGACAGUGUGAAGGAAUUCUACAUGUGGGAGCAGCACAUAUAAGAGAGUUUGGUGAGGCACUGGAUCAUACCUUCAGUGUCUUCUAUCUCAAAUAUUCUGAUACCUGUUCACAUCUUUCUUUUAUUAGUUUCACAGUGGCUUCUACUGGAAAUCUAGCAAUGUAGUGAAUUUCUUAUCUACUGAAGAAGCUAUGAAGAAAUCAAAAUACAUAGCAUAGGUUUCUUGCAUGUAGCAAUGUAUUGUCUAAUACUUCUAAUGUUGGGAUGCAUUUUUACCACUCGGACAACCCCAAUCCCAAUGCACAGGCUCAGUUAUGAACAAAGAUAUAUUGUGCACAAACUGUCCCAUUGUUGCAAUGGAGCAUGUGCAAUCUUCUGCACAUAUGGCUUGGGCCACUCCAUUGAAUUCUUUCAGGUGCACCUCAAAACUCCCAUACAAUUGGGGGUGCCCAUGCACAAUUUGUUUUAAUUAGUUAAUUUUAAAACAAAAAACAAAACUAUAAAAUAUAUUUAUUUUUUGUGACAUUGCAUAUUUUUGUAGAUUAAGGCUGCAAUCCUAUACCCACUUACUUGGGAGUAAGUCCCAUUGAGUAUAACGGGACUAGCUUCUGAGAAAAUAUGUACAGUAUAGCUCAGCAAGGGCCACAAUAAGUGAUAGCUAUAGUCAGUGCUUUUGGGGGGGAUGCAGGGGUACACAUACCCCUAAACAUUUUGUGAAUAUAAGUUUAGCCUCAUUGAGGGGCAGUAUUUCAAUAUGGGGAGGAAAAUGAGAGUAACCCUAAACAUUUUUUUUAGGAAAAAAAAAAGCACUGGCUAUAGUCAAUAUUCUGAAGAGUAUUUCCACCAAUAAAAGGGUGCAAUUUUUUCCAGGGCAUAGGCAAAUAAAUUUUCCAUUUUAGAAAGGUAACAUAAAUACCUCGAUCUGAAAUGUGAUGAAAUUAAUUGAAUUUUGGAUGAUGUUUAUAUAAUACGGAAAAUAUAUAUAUAUGGGUAUAAAAUCUCAGUAAAAGAAGAUUGCCCCUCUCCUCCUAGUGCCUUCCACAAAUAUUGCAAGUAUGGACAAUUCUUGACUUUCCAUUGCAAUUUAGUUUUAGAUUUCAGGGGAGUCAGGACUAUAUCUGAAAGUACCCAAGUUUAAUUUUGAUCUAAAGUAUUUGCACUCCAGCACUAGUUCUGAUGUUGUUCUGGAACAGUGGUUAGAAUGCACCAUUCUAAGCAUUUAUUUUCUAAUGCAGGAUGUUUUAGGGUGAAUAGAUUGUUAAACCACUCCCAUUUAUAUAGGCCAGGAGUAGGAAACCCUGUGGCCCUCUAGAAAACUAUGUGUUUGCAUUCCUGUUGGCACUCCAGAACCUGUGGCAUUUCAGACAUCUCUCACCAUCCCUGAUCAUUGGACAUAUGAACUAGGGCUGAUCAGGUUUGGAGUUGAACAACAUCAGGAGAGCUAUAGGUUGCCAACAAGUCCUGUUUACAGCUAUUUCAUUGCAGUACAGUAGUACUCCCAUUUAUAAGUAAUAGCCUGACUUGAUAAGACAUUAUCAUCAAUGAUGAUUGACAACUGCACUUUCACAUCCAGGUCAGACUGAUGCCCAUUAGGACUGGUAGCGCAGAAGGCAGGGAGACCAACAGUAGACAGAGACAGAGCCAAUGACUGGUGGAGCCAAUGAAUUAUCGGUAUGUCUCUAGUCUCUUCUCUGUUGCAUUAUAAAAUGGCAACACCAAGACUAACAAGGAGGAAGCUGACAGCAGCAGCACCCGCUGGACUGAUUGUAAGAAGGCAGGCAUUGUCCUAAUUGCCCUAAAAGACCAGCCGAACAGAUAUGGGUUUGAAGAAUGUAGGUGCAUUUACUAGGUACAUAAUAUGUUGAUCCAAACAAACAGGCGUUUCCAGAAAACACACUGAUUGAUUAAAACAGCUGUUCUCCAGCACUGUUCUAGCAUAUGUAAUUAUGCAUAGCUAGUUGUGGCAGGAUAUGGAUAGGGUUGUGCAUCCAGAUGUGGAUCAAAAAGUGCAUCCCAUCUAUAGCAUUGCAAGGUGAAUUAGCAAUAUCCACAUUCAAAUGCAUGCCUCCUUUUUAUACCUGUAAUUCCUGUCCAGAGAAAGAGUGCCACAUAUGAAAUACACCUCUGCAGAAUGCUUCCACCUGUGACUAUAGGACUGGGAGAGAUAUCAGUUUAGUACAUUCUUUCACCCACUUUCUGUUCCAAAUUAUAGAGGUCCCCUGACUUUAAACAGUUCUCAUGCCAUUAAACAAAUUCUGAUCUUAUGUGCAUAAUCAAGGAGAUUGAGCUUUCUAUCUAUAAAAGAUUUGGCACCAUGUCCAGGAUCACCUUUCAGUACUUGCCUAAAUUCUUUAUGAGAAGAGGCCUGAGGUGCUUGAACAUUAUGGGUUAUAUCCAGGGUUUUUUCCAGCUGGAACUUGCUGGAACUCAGUUCCAGCACCUUUCAGGUGGGUGCCAUUGCCAUUAUAAGGCAACAAGGGAGGGGUUCAUGGUGAGUUCCAGCACCUCUUUUUCUAGAAAAAAAGAACUGGUUAGAUCCGUGAAUCAAUGCUCCUAUAUUCUAGGGUUGAUGAACCUGUAGCCAUCCAGACGUUGUUGGACUUCAGAUCCUAUCAGCCCCAACUAGCAUGGCCGAUGGUCAGGGAUGAAGGAAGUGAUAGCCCAACAACAUGUGUAGGGCCACAGGUUCCCCAUCCCUGCCUUACACUCUAGUUUUCCCAAGCAAUAGUAUAGGAAACUUUUAACUGAAAGUAGUCCCUUCAAGAACAGGAAAGGGAAAACUCAAAAGAAGCAACUGAACCCAGUAAGCUAAAUGCAGAGAUGGUGUACAUACAUGUAGAAGUAUGUGCGAUUGAGUUCCAUGAAGCCAACUUCCUAGUAAGCGUGUUUAGGAUCACUGUCAUCAUGGUCUAAGUUACAUGGGCACAUGUAAAUUACUCAAACUCAGGUAAAGCAUGGAAAUAAACUGAAUUUUAGUUUCCUUAUUAUAGCAUGAUCCUAGGACAUGUGUGACAUAUGGUAAGCACAUUACACUUUGGCAAGAAAUAAAAAAGGCAAAAUUAAGGAGAACUGUGUGUUUGCCCUUUUCCUGCACCCUCCCUACCUCUCUUGCUCUCUUCCGCAUUGCUUUCUGCACUCAUUAAUGUGAAACUGGUGCCAAUUGUCACUUUACAGUUUCUGACUAUGUUUGAAGCAGGUCAGUGCCAGAGACUCAAAUCUAGUCACCACCUGAUGUACUGUUUGGUUAUUCAGAUUUUCUCUGAGAAUUCUACUAGCUUGAAUGGGAGCGUAUCCACUGCUAAAAUCACAACUGGUGCCAUGAUUCAGUGCAUCUCUGUACAGUGAAGGCUAACUUUCCAAAUAAUCCUCUACACUAGAAAGCUGUAAUCCUCAAACCACAUGCUGUCACUGUAUGAAACCUAUUGGGUGGUUUAAAGAUUGAAUAAGGCUGAAUGGAGUAACUUUUCCAUGGAAAUAGUUUAUCCUAUGGGGAGGGAGUGGGGAAUGAUGUUGGUAACUGAUCACAGAUGUAAAAAGAAAAAAAGAAAAUUUAAAAUUUAAAAAACAAAAAAGUAAAAAAGCAACAUAGCACUGAAAAUAAAUAAUUUAUUGUUUUUAC
Messenger RNA from Podarcis lilfordi (Lilford's wall lizard), 47338 nucleotides. Lineage: Eukaryota; Metazoa; Chordata; Lepidosauria; Squamata; Lacertidae. The record is from the annotation of a GenBank genome assembly.